GAAACCUAAACACUAUAUCAGAAGGCUGAUCGGGUCCUGCACAAACUGGAUCUCACUGCUCAUUGCGCUAACUCUGUAGUGGCCCCAUGUAUUCCUCUGUGGUUCUGCUCCUUGGAUUACAAUUACUGCUCUUAACUCCAACAGGUGAGCUUGCAUGACAUUACACCUGUCCUGUCUUUUAGUGGGGUUAUUCAUUAAGGUGUGAAUUGUUGGAAUUCAAAGUAAAUUCGAAGAGAAUUUCACAUCUCAGGCCAAAAUAACACAUUUUAUUUAAAAAAAAAAAGUAAUGUUUUCAUUUUUACUACUUUGACCUAAAAUUUGAAAUAAACUUACAUUUCAUUUCCUGACAAUUCACAUGUCAGUGAAUAAACUGGUGUACUAGGAGCAGGUGAAUGAGGCAUCUGAAAGGGGUAGAUGAAUGGGGCAUCUAAAAGGGGUAGAAUAAUGGGGCUAGAGGACUAUACAUUGUGGUUAAGAAAUAUGUAUUAACAACUUGACAGGGGAAGGAAAUUAAAUGAAGUAUCAGGAAGUAAGGAAUAUCUAUGGUGUGUCAAAAAAGUUAUAACAGGAAGGCAAGCCAGUCUGAACUAGUUACAUAGAAUAUUUGACAAGGAGAACUCCGCUCAAUCUAACACCAUAGAGCCCGAAAGGUAGGUCCCCAGGUGUUCUAGAACUACAACUUCCAUGAUGCUUUGCAUGCGUUUAGAAUGGCAAAGCAUCAUGGAUGCUGUAGUUUUAAAACCACUAGGGAUCUAGUUUUUGACCACCCCUGCCAUAGAGGUAAACACUAGGGAAAAAGGUUAAUAGAUUUACUGCCUAAGACUUUUAAGCUGUAUAGUUACAUUUAUUAUUUAUGUUCCCAAGUGUCCCAAUCUUCAAAGCUUAGCAGAUCUGCUCUAACGCUAUAAACCGUGCCUGCAGAGACCUGGCUUUUUACUGUGUAUUUGCGAAGGGCGAGGAGGGGUGAAUGACAACUACAGACCGGAAAACUGUAGCUGUUAACUGUUGCUCUGCUUGUAAACCUCUUCAGUGCUGGGAAUGCAAGCAGCAACAGCACACUCAUGAGAAAGCAGCACCCCUCACUUGACAUAUACAUAGUCCCCUUUUUUUUGCAUUUGCUUAUAAAUAUAAAUAACAUAUAGAACAUAUAAAUAAGUUAACAUAAACCAUUACCACCGAGGGCAAGAUACACCCUACACAGACCAGGUUCGGAAUUACCAACAAGCUCAAAACUACCAAUACCACUCCAAACCUAAGUGUUCUUAGCGAACUAAAACGAACAUACCUAUGAACAAAUGACCUACCCCCCAAAUUUUCUAAGCGGGAGCUAUAAACUGAAAAAAGGGAGGGGGGUGGGACAAAAACAGGUAAGUAAGGAUUAAGUAAGAUGGCCCCUAAUCUAAAAUGGCCCACACAGUCUGUGUGUGUAUAGACUCAUCAGUCUGUGUGUGUGUAUGGACUCAGCAGAGUCUGUGUGUGUGUGUAUGGACUCAGCAGUCUGUGUGUGUCUGUGUGUAUGGACUCAGCAGUCUGUGUGUGUGUGUAUGGACUCAGCAGUCUGUGUGUGUAUGGACUCAGCAAUCUGUGUGUGUAUGGACUCAGCAGUCUGUGUGUGUGUGUAUGGACUCAGCAAUCUGUGUGUGUAUGGACUCAGCAGUCUGUGUGUGUGUGUAUGGACUCAGCAAUCUGUGUGUGUAUGGACUCAGCAAUCUGUGUGUGUGUGUGUAUGGACUCAGCAAUCUGUGUGUGUAUGGACUCUGUGUGUGUAUGGACUCAGCAGUUGUGUGUGGACUCAGCAGUCUUUGUGUGUGUAUGGACUCGGCAGUCUUUGUGUGUGUAUGGACUCGGCAGUCUGUGUGUGUGUGUAUGGACUCAGCAGCUGUGUGUGUGUAUGGACUCAGCAGAGUCUGUGUGUUUGUGUGUGUGUAUGGACUCAGCAGUCUGUGUGUGUGUAUGGACUCAGCAGUCUGUGUGUGUGUAUGGACUCAGCAGAGUGUGUGUGUGUGAGUGUAUGGACUCAGCAGAGUGUGUGUGUGUAUGGACUCAGCAAUCUGUGUGUGUAUGGACUCAGCAGAGUGUGUGUGUGUAUGGACUCAGCAGAGUGUGUGUGUGUAUGGACUCAGCAGAGUGUGUGUGUUUGUGUACUCAGCAGUCUUUGUGUGUUUGUGUACUCAGCAGUCUUUGUGUGUGUGUGGACUCAGCAGUGUGUGUCUGUAUGGACUCAGCAGUCUGUGUGUGUGUAUGGACUCAGCAGUGUGUGUGUGUGUAUGGACUCAGCAGUGUGUGUGUGUAUGGACUGUCUGUGUGUGUGUAUGGACUCAGCAAUCUGUGUGUGUAUGGACUGUGUGUGUGUGUGUGUGGGACUCAGCAGUCUGUGUGUGUGUAUGGACUCAGCAGAGUGUGUGUGUGUGUGUGUAUGGACUCAGAGGUGUGUGUGUGUGUGUAUGGACUCAGCAGAGUGUGUGUGUGUAUGGACUCAGCAGAGUGUGUGUGUUUGUGUACUCAGCAGUCUUUGUGUGUUUGUGUACUCAGCAGUCUUUGUGUGUGUGUGGACUCAGCAGUCUUUGUGUGUGUGUGUGGUCUCAGCAGUCUGUGUGUGUGUAUGGACUCAGCAGUGUGUAUGGACUCAGCAGUGUGUGUGUGUAUGGACUCAGCAGUCUGUGUGUGUACGGACUCAGCAGAGUGUGUGUUUGUGUAUGGACUCAGCAGAGUGUGUGUUUGUGUAUGGACUCAGCAGAGUCUGUGUGUUUGUGUAUGGACUCAGCAGAGUCUGUUUGUGUGUGUAUGGACUCAGCAGAGUCUGUGUGUGCAGGGCCGUCUUUAACGCGGGGCAAACGGGGAAGCUGCCCCGGGCCCAGUUUCUCUUGGGGGGCCCGAGGCACCUGCCCCGUGGGCCCCGCUGCCCUCAUCAAUUUAUUUUUUUCCCGUCCCACCGGGUGGCCCAUGCACUUAGGGCAGUGGCGUACAUACCAGGGUCGCAGCCGCGACCCUGGUAUGCACCCACAGGGCCAGCGUCUUCCCCUGGGGGGCCCAGGAGGUGGCCACCCCAGGGCCCCCCCAGGCUGGCCCUGCUGACCCCGGCGGGCGGGUGGCCGGUCUGGCAGGAAGGCGGGCGCGUGAGGGAGCACUCACUGCUUCCUCUUCAGCUCCCUCGCGCGCCGCGUAGGGAUGCCGGCGCCGGAAGCUGAAGAGGAAGCAGUGAGUGCUCCCUCGAGCGCCCGCCUUCCUGCCCGACCGGCCACCCGCCCAGGAGCCCAGCAGCACCACUGGACCCCAGGGAAUCCCCCCAGCACUCCAAAAGGUAAGGAGGCUGGGGGGAUUACAUUUAAAAAAAAAAUGUGUGUUUAUGUGUUUGUGUGUUAGUGUAUGUGUGUGUUAGUGUAUGUGUGUUAGUGUGUGUUUGUGUGUUAGUGUGUGUUUGUGUGUUAGUGUGUGUUAGUGUAUGUGUGUUAGUGUGUGUUUGUGUGUUAGUGUGUGUUAGUGUGUGUUAGUGUAUGUGUGUUAGUGUGUGUUUGUGUGUUGGUGUGUGUUAGUGUAUGUGUGUUAGUGUGUGUGUUUGUGUGUUAGUGUCUGUGUGUCAGUAUGUCUGUCUGUGUGUCAGUAUGUCUGUGUGUGUUUUUGUCAGUAUGUAUGUCUGUCUGUGUGUCAGUAUAUCUGUGUGUGUGUGUUUCAGUAUGUCUGUGUGUGUGUGUCAGUCUGUCUGUGCAUGUCAGUAUGCCUGUCUGUGUGUGUGUGUAUAUCUGUGUGUGUGUGUGUGUGGCAGUAUGUCUGUCUGUGCGUCAGUAUGUCUGUUAGUGCAUGUGUCAGUAUAUCUGUCUGUGUGCCAGUAUGUCUGUGUGUGUGUGUGUGUGUGUCAGUAUAUCAGUCUGUGUGUGUCAGUGUAUGUGCCUGUGUGUGUGUGUCAGUAUUUCUCAGUGUAUGUGGGUGUCAGUAUAUCUGUCAGUGUGUGGGUGUCAGUAUUUCUGUCAGUGUAUGUGUGUCAGUAUGUUGAUCAGUGUAUGUGUCUGUGUGUGUGUGUCAGUAUGUCGGUAUAUGUGUCUGUGUGUCAGUAUGUCUGUAUAUGUGCCUGUGUCAGUAUGUCUGUCAGUACGUCUACCAGUGUAUGUGUCUGUGUGUGUGUCAAUAUAUGUACCUGUGUCAGUAUGUCUGUCAGUGUAUGUGCCUGUUUAUCUGUAUGUAGUCAGUGUAUGUAUCUGUGUAUCUGCUUGUGCGUCAGAGUGUGUACCUGUGCAUCUGAGCCGCAACUUUAAAUACAAAUACACCCCUCCAUUCAAACUUCAACACUACAUAUAAAACACACUCCUGCAUUGAAACGUCAACACUACAUACAAGCACACUCCUACAUUCAAAAACAAACACUACACAUAAAUGCACACUUGCAUUCAAACUCCAGUACCACAUACAAACACAUUCACACAAACAUACUCCAUACAAACACAUGCUUACAUUCAAACAUACAAACAUGGCUCAGUGCUAAAUACAACCCUGCAAGCAUGGGAAAUUGGUAGAGUCCCAGCUGUCAAAGCAUUGUUGGAGUUGCACGACAGAUGGGGUUCUACCUUUAGUCCAACCUUGCAAUUGGGGGUCCCAAUAAAAUUCAUUCUACUUUAGUACCGCCACUGCGUUGGGAUGGAUGCCGUGAUUGCAUACCAGGGAGUGAGGGGCGAGAGCGGCAGGGCCCAGGGGGCCCAAGCAAACACUUGCCCAGGGUCCAUUCGUUAUUAAAGAUGGCCCUGUGUGUGUGUAUGGACUCAGCAGAGUCUGUGUGUGUGUGUGUGUGUGUGUGUAUAUGGACUCAGCAGAGUCUGUGUGUGUGUAUGGACUCAGCAGAGUCUGUAUGUGUGUGUAUGGACUCAGCAAUCUGUGUGUGUGUGUGUGUGUGUGUAUGGACUCAGCAAUCUGUGUGUGUGAGUGUGUGUAUGGACUCCGCAGUCUAUCAAUAAUUAAAAUUCCUGUGAGUUGUUGUGUAGGAAGGGCCCCAGUGUAUUGCUUUGCCCAGGGGCCCUUAACUCUGUUAAAAUGGUACUGCUUGUGUGUGUCAGUGUGCUUCUAUUUAGUGAGCAUGUGUGUGUCAGUGAGCUUGUUUUUAGUGAGCUUGUGUGUGUGUCCCUGAACUUCUUUGUAGUGAGCCUUCUGUUUAUACAAGUGAGUGUCUGUAGUAAGCUUGUGUGUGAGUCAGAGAGUUUUGUCUGUCAGUAAGCCUAUUUGCACAUGUCAGUGAGCUUGUGUGCUUACUGUAAUAUAUAUAUAUUAUACCCAAUUUAUUAUACACACAACCCUGUAUUAUACAGAGAGCACUGACUGUCCAGGGAUAUUAUACCCAGACAGUAAUUGAUAGCUGUGCUGAAAAAUGUCCUUGGAAUUUUUUUUUCAAAUGUUGGCAACUAUGGCACUGUAUCAAGGAUAAUGUGUUUGUUUUUUUAAUAAUCCCUGGUGGAAAAUAAUGAAUCCUCCACCAGGUAUUAUUAAAAAAACAAAACACAUUGUGUCGGGGGCGUGGCUUAACAUGCGACAGGGGCGGGGUCAAACUGCGGCGAGGGCGGGGUUAAAUGUGCCCCCCUACUUUUGUCACUGGCCCUCCAUGUGCCCCCCCGAAAAAUGAAUCCUAGAGACGCCACUGGUACUGAGUGUGAGUGAUGCAUUGAGGAGAGGAAACUGAAGGAAGGGAGAGGAGCUAAACUUCGAUCUGAAAGUAUCUGCCAGAUCUGCUGAUACAUUUGUCUCUACCAGUCCCAGAUGUCAAUCAGACAAAAAUAAAGGCUUCUGCAUUGCUGGUAUUCUUGCAAUAAAAUACCGGCCAGGUCUCAACCCUAAUUACUUAUGCAGUUAUCAGAUUCAAAUAUGAUUUUUAGAUGGUUUUUAUGCCCGUGAUGCCCAGUUAAUAAAGUCAUUAACUUUAUCUGAAUUUCCUUUUUUGAGUGGGGGAGCAAGGUGCAUCUUAGAAAUCUGUGCCUGCAGAUCCGACGUGUAAAUCCAGCCCUGGAUACAGGUGCAUGCCUUAUACACUGCAGGUACCCACGCUGCCUGUUAAAAGUCUUCUCUAGUGCUUUGCCAUAUGUUCCAAAGCAGCCAAGACAAGCCAAGAUACUUCCCAACUCUGUCGCCCCAAGAAGUGGGAUGCCAGGGGGAGGGAGGUAAAGGGGGUGGCCAGUGAUGCAAUCAUGUUACUGACUCCCUUAAAGAAGCUCAGAAAGGCUGUCAGUCAUGUAAGGCCAGCCCAUUGAAGGCAGACCAGGCACGGAGCACUGUUUCAGUGCUCUCUGCAAGGUCAGAGUGCCCUGAACAUAGUGCAAGAAUGUCUGAUGUGCUUGCGCUAUUCUAGUUGGGGGGGACAACUGCAUGGUGUCUGCAAAAACCGAACAUCAGAAAACAAAGUUAGGAUGGUGGGAAAGAACCUGCAAAUAGGGACUGACUCGCCAAAAUCAGGGUGAUUGGGAGGCCUGUGUAAGUUUACCCGGCCUCCUCUUUUAAAGCAUGUAAGUUACACACAUACACUGCAACACAAUGUGACAACACACACUGUUACACACACUAUUACACUCACUAGUACCCACACACUCAUGGACAUGCACUCACACAGACACAUACACUCACAAACACUGAAACUAAAUGCCAGAUACAUUAAAAGGCUACUGCACUGCACAAAGAAAAAAAAACACCCCCCACCCCCACACUAUUUAAUAGAUAUACCCCCAAUGAAAACAUUGUGUUUAAUUAUGCAUUUUUGUAUUAAGGGUAUAUUAUUAAAAUAGCUAGCAAAAGCUGGACAUCUCCCUACGGGAAAGCAUUGGAUUGGCUAAAAUCGUCACGGGUGCGGGGCCAAAUGUCGUUUUGGCCAUUCGGGACCUCCAUAGAAUCAGUGCUUGUCUAUGAGGAAAAUUCAGCGUCCCCAUGGGGGCGUUGAAUGGCAGGGCUGCCUACUGUGCAGCCCUGAGCUAGGAAGCCCCUUGAGUGGCCACUUAAAGGUGUCUUUCUCUGAAAAGGCAGUGUUUGCAUGAAAAUGCCUGAAGGGAGCUAUUAUACUCACCAUAACUACUACAUUAAGCUGUAGUUGUUCUGGUGAUUAUAGUGUCCCUUUAAAAAGCAGAGAACAAAUCGUGUUUCAAGGGCUUUUUAUGUGGUUUUCAAUUCUUGGUUUUAGUGGUUCUUGAAUAUUUGUUAAUUACCAUAAAAUCCGUUUUUCGGGAUGUUGCAGUGACCAGGAAUAAGUUGCAACAAGUGAUGGAUCUUGAUAGAACAUUGGAUCCUAUUGAUGCUCCUCCGUUAGCAAAUUUGUAGAUUUGUGUAACUGCAUGCACCACAGGAUUAUACUGUCUGUGAAAACAGAAAAACUAAUUGAACUUUAGUGACCCCUGGUGGUCAUGAUCCAUAUCACACAAACUAGUGAGACAUUUUUGUGCAUGUUGUUGAGUUAUACCUUUAAGGCAUGAGUAGGGAUGGUAAACUGGCUGAGUACAUUAUAUUUGGACAGGUACUGGGUAGAUAUCAUUGUUACACAUUUGGAACAAUUUUAACCGCCUUCAUCUUAGGUUGGUAAAAGACAAGAGGUAGUGGAGAUUUCCCACAACAAGGGUAAAAUUAAAUGUAAUCCAAUGGAGGAUAGCAGGGUCGCCAUCAGGGAUUGGCAACUGUAACAGUUCUCACAGGCCUUGGGGUCCUAGGGGCCCAGGAGCCUGGGCCCCCACUUUCCAAUGUGCACAUGUAUAUAGCAAUCAUUGCUAUACAUAGUGGCGGAACUAUCGCUGGUGUUACCAGGGGGGCUGGAUGGGGCCCACACACACUAAGGUGUCCCAUCGGGUGGCCCAUGCACUUAGGGCCACCCAAUGGGUAUAUGUCUUAAGGGCCCCUGUUGUGCACUGUGGCUCUCUUAUAACACGACCGGUCCCCUUUAAUUAAUGACCAUGGCAGUGCUGGAAGUAAGUGCACAUCAGUCACUUCCUCCCAGCUAACACCUACAAGGGAGGGAGGAGACACAGGAAAGGCAGAUUGGAGGGCAAAGCCAGACCCUGACUCACAACAGUCCCAGACAGCAGAAGCCACCCUCCUGCACCCAAAAGGUAAGAAACAGGAGGGUGGCUAAAACAAUGACCCGCUUGUCUGUCAGUGUAUGUAUGUGAUUGUCAGUGUGUACCUGAGGGUAUGUGUGUAUAUCUGUGUGAGUGUGUGUCUUCAUAUAUAUCUGUGUGUAAGUGUGUGUGUCUGUAUAUUUUCAUGUAUGCCAUGUCUUGCACCAUCUCUAUGUUUCAGCAUUGCCCCUGCAUUCCCCAGGCAGUCCGUAUAGUGAAGAGGGAGUUAAGCACACACAAUCUUCAGCUGCUAGAAGCUCUCCAACUCUUGCAGUCUCCCACUACACACAUGCACUACACACAUACCGCAUCCACUACACACCCACUGCAUCUUUGUGGGCAGACUCAAGGGUGGGCACUAUGGGCAGGGCAAGCCCUGUGGUGGACUCCAGGGUGUGCCCCAGACCUUGAGCUAUGUCAGGGGGACCCAACAUUUCUGAUGGCAGAGCCUGCAUUUUGUUUAAUGGACCACUCUAGGCACCCAGACCACUUCAGCUUAAUGAAGUGGUCUGGGUGCCAGGUCCUUCUAGGGUUAACACAUUUUUUUAAUAAACAUAGCAGUUUCAGAGAAACUGCUAUGUUUAUGAAUGGGUUAAGCCUUCCCCCUAAUCCUCUAGUGGCUGUCUCAUUGACAGCCGCUAGAGGCGCUUGCGUGCUUCUCACUGUGAUUUUCACAGUGAGAGCACGCCAGCGUCCAUAGGAAAGCAUUAUGAAUGCUUUCCUAUGCGACCGGCUGAAUGCGCGCGCAGCUCUUGCCGCGCGUGUGCAUUCAGCCGACGGGGCGGAAUGGAGGAGGAUCGGAGGAGGAGAGCUCCCCCCCCAGCGCUGGAAAAAGGUAAGUUUAAACCCAUUUCCCCCUUCCAGAGCCGGGCGGGAGUGGGUCCCUGAGGGUGGGGGCACCCUCAGGGCACUAUAGUGCCAGGAAAACGAGUAUGUUUUCCUGGCACUAUAGUGGUCCUUUAAAUGUAAAUGGGGAUUCAGACCAGAGCGCAGGUAACGUUCUCUUUGUUUUUACUAUUUCUGAUGGCAGCCCUGGGCGAUAGUUACUUUCUUGAUGUGUUUUGCUGUUGUAAGUAAGUGAGGUAGAAAGAAAGAAAUGGGUAAUGGAAAAGAUAACGAAAGCUAAGUCAGCUCAUAUUCUAUGGGAUCAUAAUGUGCUGCAGAAAGGGGAGGAGAGUGUUAUGUGUGGGGCGUGAUGAAAAUAAAAACCAUAGGGAAGAGUAUAAAAGCUCAAAAAGAACGGGGGACAUUGAACAUUACCUAAAGUCAAAGAAUGCCUAUUGGUUAUCCUAAGAGACACCAGGACACCACUUCCUACCUUCACCAUAGCCUACAGGAGUGGUGGAAGCUCUCACCAGGCGUAUCUCAAGAAAGCUAAAUGAAGCUCCUAAGCACUCAUGGUAUAGUAUUCUAAGCUUCUUCUCUAUCAAGUAUUUCCAAUGUGAUAGCUCAAUGAGUAGUACUCCAGUCUCCAGCUGCUGUAUCCCUAUUACCUUUCAAAAUAUAGUUUCAGACUUUCACCCUUAUUUUGAGUUCUUAUUGAAUAUUAUUAAUUUCCUUUUUUAGCUGAUCAUGUGGAGAAAUGCACAGAGAAUCCAAUUAACUCAACUGCUACAAGAAUACCUAUGACCACGAACCAUCGUAAAUUUAUUGUAGAGUGUAAAUACCCCCCUGGAGCAUCUGUUCAAGCAAAUAAUGGAAAAAUAUAUCAUCAACAUAAAAUCCAUGGUUACUUUGCUCACAAUUCUCUAAUCCUUAGUGGUGAGCAACGUCCAAAGAAUUGCAAGGUGGUUUGGAUUGCUCCAAGUGGGGAGAGGCACCCUAUAAAAUGCGUGUCGCACAGUAAGUAAAUUUAUACAGUAAUAGUAGCUUGCAUUUCCUGUAUAGCAGAUAUCUGUUAUCUUUAGCCAGGCAACUGUAUUUACUAUAUGCAAACAUCAUGCUCAGAUGCAGGCAUUCAUUUUACAUUUUGGUGGCAAAGAAAUGCAGCUACCCCCCAAAAAAUCAUCAGUUUUCUUCCAAAUAACCAGAAGAAAGAAAUCACAAUUUUAAAAGUAGUUAUGUAUUUUUUCACAGAGGUGUCAGAUUAUAUUACAUGAUUUAAACCAGGCAUCUCAAAAUAAUAACUCAUUUUACACUAAAUACGUCAGGGUUAUUAUCUGUUUCUGAAGACAGAGAGCUCUGCCAUACCUCUGUGCCCAUAUUGCAGGUGGCAUGGUCCACAUUAAGGUCAUAAUCAGGCCUUAUUUAAUGUAUUUGAGGAGACAGGCUUGGCAGCACUGUUUGCCUGUGAUGUUUGCUCCAGCCAGCCUUAUUACUAAAGUUCUGGGAUUAUGUAUGUCAAGUGCGGAAGCUUCAGUGAUGACUCUGGCCAAAGCACACGGCAUUGUAUGUAUCUGUGUGUGUAUGUGAGUGUGUUUCUGUUAAUCUGUUAAUGUAUCUAAUUAAACUGCAGUGUGGGGUAGAUGCUGCAAGGUUGGGGUUCAUAUUGCAGGUGUGGGGCUAAUAUUCUAAUCUUUGGGAACUAAUGCGCAUGUGCAACAGUCAGAUACAUCUCAUAGAAAAGCAUUAAAUACAACUCUUAAUUAUGAUAAGCGUUCACAGCAUUCACUUUCGGUAAAUGAGAAAGUGCCUCUAUUGGCUGUCAGACUUACAGCCACUAGAAGUGUGCUUAUGACCAAAAAUAAACAUCAUUGUUUAUCCAUGUCUAUCUGGAAGUAGGGGUUCUAGCACUCUCCUAUCGGCCAUGCAACUCUCCUAACCCAUUUCAAGCCCCUGACUUAUCAAUCCUGAUAACCAUACCCCUAGCUUGUGCAAAUUGUCUCGUGCUCUCUCUCUCUCAUUUACCAUUUGUCUACCAGGAAAUCAUCCAUGGAUUGCUCCCAUGUGCACCUCUUAUCCUCAACUGAUUCUCAGUCUCCCGCAAUGUUUCUAUAUCUUUAACACUGUACGGGCAUUGCUAGGUGAUUAUAAGACAAGGGGCUUCAAUAACCCUGCCCCAUGCUCCACCAUAAUUUAUAUAAAAAAUAAAUAAAAUUAAAUAUAUAUAUAUAUAUAUAUAUAUAUAUAUAUAUAUAUAUAUAUAUAUAUAUAUAUAUAUAUAUAUAUAUAUAUACACACACACACACACAUAUUAAAGUGGCCCACAAUGAUGUACGCACACAGUUACACAUCCAUUAGCUAUAUAACAGAUACAAAUGCACAUUCUGUUACAUUUAUAAACAAUCAUACACUCACACAUAAUAAAAGGAAUGGAACAUAUGAAGAAAGGUUAACAAAUUUAAACCUAUUCAGUUUAGAAAAACAUCGCCUGAGAGGGGAUAUGAUAAAUUAUACAAAUAUAUUCGGGGCCAGUGCCAUUGUGUGGAAAUCUAUUCACAAACCGGACACAAGGUCAUGCGUUUAGACUGGAAGAAAGAAGACUUUGUCUCAGGCAAAGGAAAGGUUUUUUACUGCAAGAACAAUCAGGAUGUGGAAUUCUCUGCCUGAAGAAGUGGUUUUAUCAGAGUCCAUACAGAUAUUCAAACAGCUACUAGAUGCAUACUUGCAAAAACAGAAUAUUCAAGGAUAUAAUCUUUCAAUGUAUGGUAAUAGCUGCUUGAUCCAAGGAUAAAUCUAACUGCCAUUCUGGGGUCAAGAAGGAAUUUUUUUCCUAGCUUGUUGCAAAAUUGGAAGUGCUUCAAACUGGGGGGGGGUUUGCCUUCUUUUGGAUCAACAGCAAAAAACAAAUGUGAGGAAGGAUGAACUUGAUGGACACAAGUCUCUUUUGACAUAUACACACUCAAACACCCACAAAUGCAUAAACUGUUAGAGAUACACACACUAUUACACAUAUACACACUCAAAGAUAAAUACUGUUACACAUACAAAUACACACACAGACUGUUACACAUAUAAACAAAGUAUUACACAUAUAUACACUCACAAAUACACAAACACUGUAACAUAUACAGUAUGCACACAAUAUUACACAUAUAUACACACACAAUCUGUUACACGUAUACACACAAUCACACACAUUGUGGCCCCCAGCUUCUUUUUCCUGGUGGUUCAGUGUACUUCUCUUCACCUCAGAUGCCAGAUGCAGUCAUUGUGGUCUUCUAUCACGAGCAGCAGUAUUCAAAGUAUUCCUAUAGUAACCUUCGGUAAGGAUCUCAGGACACAUGCCAGAGCCCCUUGGACACAUGCCAGUGGUCUGCACAUGGUAGUGGUACUCCCUGACCGCUUCCUCCCCAUUGGCAUCUUGCCAUUCAUUACUGUUAACCCUGAGUCCCAUGUCCUGGCUGGGCACAAAACAAGGGACUCAGGGCUAAAAGUAAUAAAAGACAAAAUGUAGCCCCUGACACUGAGAAAGAGGCAGACCCUUCUAAAUUCAAGAAGUAUAAUCCAGUGGAAAGUGCAGUGCACUUAAUGUUAGCCUUUCUCAGUUUGAUUUCUCAUUUUCUCCUAAAUCUUCCUUAGCGAUCCUAUCUUUUUCCAACUCUCUCAUCAUCCUCCUCUGUCUGUUAGGUAAUCCAGGAACAGUAUUACCAGCAUCUGCAAGCAACACUGAAGAAAACAUACAUUCUAACCUAAGUGGACUGGCGCCUGAAAGUGAUAAUAAAGGUUUGUUUCAGUAUACAUUUCUUUAGAAAACGUUUCUUUGUAAAACUGUUUAGGACGUUUUUUUUUUUUUCAACAAGUGGACAAUAAAGAUCUAGCAAUCAAUGUGAGAAAUAGGGAGCAUUGCCUUUUAAUGUGAAAAAAAUGGGUCUAAAAUCAACAUGUAGUCAGACUAUACGUGAACUCCCAUUUAGACUACUCACUCUUCACAUAUGUUAGGAUAGGAUACAGUGCCAGAAAAAAGAAACGGGAUAACUUGCUUCACAAACAAACACUGUGUUACCUUCUUUUAUUAUAGAACUUAAUUCUAUACUAUGGCUGCUGGGUGGGGAUUGUUAAUUUAGUAGCCAGGAGGGACCUAAUGGGACGUGGGUGCUAUUCAUUUAAAAAAAUCCUAAGGGGUCCAAAUGCCCCUCAGCACCCAUCUAAAGGCGAUGGGUGAGAGUUAUUUAAUCAUUAAUGGGAGAGGUGGACUUGCCAUUGUCCACUUCCCGUAAGUUUGGUCCUAUUGCCCCCACACAAGGGGACUUUGGGUUCCCAAGCCCCUAGCCAUCUUGCCCAAAAUAAAACAAAAAAAAUUGCUCAAUCUAUGCCCUCACCCUAAGAAUAGUGAGAGAAGUCUAAUACCAGAACCAACAUUUUCCGCUAUGCACAACUCUAGUGCAAAGGGCAGAACUAGAUUGACAGGUAGCCAACAUGCAAGUUCCUAGUCCAGGCUAGUUGUACAUACAGCUGUAUGAAUUCCUAUAUUAUAUUAUUCACUCAUUAUAAACAUGUAUUUGCUAAAUAUAGGGUAACAUUUAAACUUCUGAGAAGUUUCCUUUAACUAUUCUUUUCUCUAGCAGGUGUAGUCUGGUUGACUGAAGGUGUAGUAAUUGCAAUUAUAUUUAUCACUAUUGGAUUGCUAACUCUGUAUGUGGUAAGUUUUGUUAUAUCAUAACUCUUGGAUGUUGAAAAUUGGGUGUGUAAUAGUUGUAAAUAGCAAGAGAUUGAACAGUGGAUGAGCAAGGUUUUUACAAAGGCAGGCCCACCAAAGCUUGUUGGACCACAUCUCUUUAGGCUUGCUAAGCUGUAUAGUUGUGGUUAUUAAGAUGUUUUAGGACUGCAUAUUGGCACCAUGAGUACAAGGAGUAAAAGUUUCUCAAGCUGGUCAGAAAGCUCAUUAAAUUAUAGCAAGAGAGGUGGAUUUAGUCUUUUUUUCCCCUUAAAAGAAAAAAGUUUUAUAAAUGUUGAUAAAACAAUUCCCCAUUGACAAAUAUGAGGAGUAAUAUGAGGAAUAAAUAACUGGAUAUUCUAGUGAGGUAGCUUGGUUGUUGACAGUUUGAGUACUGAUUAAGUUGGGUUUUUUUUGAGUGGGGGCUAGAGCAAUCUAUGCUAAGAGGUGUUUCCUGAUUUUGCACCACUAGUUAAUGUGGGAUCAGUGUUACGGUUUCUAAGGGGUUCAGCAUGACUAUAGCUGCUGUGUUUGCGUAGCUAGGAAAGAACAAUGUCUAGGAUUUGUUACAGAUGAGCUCAAAAGUUUGCAUACCCUGGCAGAAAUUAUAACAUUGAUUUUGAAAUAUGACUGAUCAUGUAAAAAAAUUAUAUUUUAUUGAAGGAUAGUGAUCAUAUGAAGCCAUUUAUUAUCACAUAGUUGUUUGGUUCCUUUUUAAAUCUUAAUGAUAACUGAAGUAACCCAAAUGGCCCUGUUCAAAAGUUUACAUACCCUUGAAUUUGGCCUUGUGACAUGCACAGGUUAAAACGGCAAUUAAAGGUUGAUUUCACUCACCUGUGGCUUUUUAUAUUGCAAGUAGUGUCUGUGUAUAAAUAGUCAAUUAGUUUUUUAGCUCUCAUGUGGAUGCACUGAGCAGGCUAGAUACUGAGCCAUGGGCCGCAGAAAAUAACUGCAAAAAAUCUGCGUAACAAGGUAACGGAACUUUAUAAAAAGUUAUCCAAAGCCUUGAAAAUGCCAGUCAGUACUGUUCAAUCACUUAUUAAGAAGUGGGACAUUCAGGGAUCUCUUUAUACCAAGCCAAGGUCAGGUAGACCAAGAAAAAAUUCAGCCACAACUUCCAGAAUAAUUGUUGGAAUACAAAGAAAAACCCACAGUUAACUUCAGGAGAAAUACAGGCUGCUCUGGAAAAAGUUGGUGUGGUUGUUUCAAGGAGCACAAUACAAAGAUACUUGAACAAAAAUGAGUUGCUUGGUUGAGUUGCUAGAAAGAAGCCUUUACUGUGCCAAUGCCACAAAAAUGCCUGGUUACAAUAUGUCUGACAACACCUUGACCUCAAAGCUUCUGGUACACUGUAAUUUGGAGUGACGAGACCAAAAUAGAGCUUUAUGGUCACAACCAUAAACGCUAUGUUUGGAAAGAUGUCCACAAGGUCUAUAGUCAGGGCCAGAUUAAGAGCCCAGUGGGCCUGGUGCUGACAAUUAUGACGGGCCUAAUUACAGAAUCAUAUCAACCAAAAACAGUAAAACACUCCCAAGCGUCAUGUAUCUGAUAGAGAUGGUGCUGGAGAGAAAGAAAACACAUACCCUAGGCUAAUCUCUCUCUAAUUUAUGUUUCCAUCUUUCAAGUAAAUCCAUAACCCCUAACAGCAGUGUCCAGUCAGGCAUGAAGUCAAUGGGCAUGGUAAAAGGGUGUGCCACUGACACAAAUCACGUAACCUGCCAAAAGGGGCGAACAUGCCCAAAAAGAGGACAUGUCUGCCCAAAGAAUUAGAAGGCCAGCCUGGCAUGAAUGCAUGUCAGGCUGCCUGCCAAUCAUGCAGCUGGCCAACUAAGGGCAUACUAUGCAGACAGCACCCUGAGCUUGGCAUAAAUGCAUCUAAUGAUGCGCUCACUCAACGCUUUCUAAGGACUGUUCCCUAGCACUCGCUGGUCCACUUGUCUCCUUACCUUCUUAUUAGCAGGCAGAAGCAGGGCCAGAUUAAGAGCCCAGUGGGCCUGGUGCUGACAAUUAUGACGGGCCUAAUUACAGAAUCAUAUCAACCAAAAACAGUAAAACACUCCCAAGCGUCAUGUAUCUGAUAGAGAUGGUGCUGGAGAGAAAGAAAACACAUACCCUAGGCUAAUCUCUCUCUAAUUUAUGUUUCCAUCUUUCAAGUAAAUCCAUAACCCCUAACAGCAGUGUCCAGUCAGGCAUGAAGUCAAUGGGCAUGGUAAAAGGGUGUGCCACUGACACAAAUCACGUAACCUGCCAAAAGGGGCGAACAUGCCCAAAAAGAGGACAUGUCUGCCCAAAGAAUUAGAAGGCCAGCCUGGCAUGAAUGCAUGUCAGGCUGCCUGCCAAUCAUGCAGCUGGCCAACUAAGGGCAUACUAUGCAGACAGCACUCUGAGCUUGGCAUAAAUGCAUCUAAUGAUGCGCUCACUCAACGCUUUCUAAGGACUGUUCCCUAGCACUCGCUGGUCCACUUGUCUCCUUACCUUCUUAUUAGCAGGCAGAAGCUCCUGGUAUAUGGUCUGGGACAGAGAAAAGCUAUAUGUAGUGAGUGUAGAAGAAAGGGAACAUGCCACAGUGUUAGAGAGACCAAAGUCAGCAUUACCUUAAAGGAUCACAAGAGGGUCAGGAUCACAAACAUGAAUUCAUGACCCUAUAGUAUUAACACCACCAUCUAGCCCCCCUGGGCCCCUCAUGCCUCCAUACAUAUAGCAAAAUCUUACUAUAUUCAAGCCUGAAGCUGUAACUCUGCAUGCUGUUAGACUCAUAAAAACAAGCAGUCUGCUGACAUCAUUAGAAGUGGUGGCCUGAUCCAAUCACAGUGCUUCCCCAUAGGAUUGGCUGAGACUGACAAAGAGGCAGAUCAGGGUCAGAGCCAGCAUGAUUCAAACACAGCCCUGGCCAAUCAGCAUCUCCUCAUAGAGAUGAAUUGAAUUAAAGAAUCUCUAUGAGGAAAGUUCAGUGUCUGCAUGCAGAGGGAGGAUAUACUGAAUGUUUGGAUGCAUUUUAGGCAGCCAUGACCCAGGAAGGAUCUCUAACAGCCAUCUAAGGAGUGGCCAGUGAAGUUAUCACUAGGCUGUAAUGUAAACACUGCAUUUUCUCUGAAAAGACAGUGUUUACAGCAAAAAGCCUGAAGGUAAUGAUUCUACUCACCAGAACAAAUUCAAUAAGCUGUAGUUGUUCUGGUGACUAUAGUGUCCCUUUAACUAUAUUCAUUGUCAGCCAGUCCACACAAGUUUUGUUCCCAUACAUCCCUCUUAAGUUUCCAUACUUAAGUAAGAGUAUGUAAAAAGUAGUUAGGGUUUCCACCUUUCUUGGAAAAACAUACCUGCCUUGCUAAUUUGCAUAAUUAAAUAUGUAUGGGUGACAUCACAUGAUGUAAAUCACAAAGAGUGACAUAAGAGAAAAUUCUGUAAAAUCACCAAAAAAUGACUUAGUUUGAUUCUGCUGUAUAGAUGGAUUCCUCCCAGUGCCCCCAUGUCUCCCAGUGCCCCCAUGUGUCGAUUACUCCAAGUCUCAGUGUUCCUAUGUAUCAGUGUCUCAGUGCCCCAUGUCUCCCAGUGUCCCCUAGUGUCGUGUCCCCGGGUCUUCCAGUGAUCCUAUGUAUCACAGUGUCUCAAUGCCCCAUGUCUCCCUGUGUCCCCAUGUAUCCCAGGGUCCCCAUGUCACUAGGACACUAGAAAGACGGGGAGAUCUGGUGACACGGGGAGACACCAGUGACACUGGGAGACUAGGGGACUCUGGCUGGGACACAUGGGGACAAUGGGAAAAUAGGGGACACACUUGAAGACAUGGGGACACAGACACCAGGGACACAGACACUAGAGACACUGGCUGGGGGACAUGGGGACAUUGAGACAUGGGGGCACUGGGAGACAUGGGGACACUGAGACACCAGGGCCACAGACACUAGGGACACUAGCUUGGAGACAUGGGGACAUUGUGACACUUGAGACACUGAGAGACAUGGAGGCACUAGGAGACAUGGGAACAGUGAGACACUGGCAGACUGGGGGCACUAGGAGACUAGGGGUCACUGAGACACCAGGGACACUGGCUGGGAGACAUGGGGACACUGUGUCCCCAUGUGUCUGUUUCAUAAUGUCUCCCAAUGUCCCUUAGUGUCUCAGUGUAUGUCUCCUUGCAGCCUUUCCCCCCAUCCCUUACUUCCUUGAGCUGUAGGCUGUCUCUGCAGGGUGGGAGUUGCUGUCUGGACUCUCUGUAGCUGCACCCCUGCAGAUCAGUGAGUAUAGAUAGGCAGGGAGGGAUAUGCUGGAACUUCCUAUCCCUGCCUGUCUCCACACACAGUGACCCCUACUGGCCAGUGCUGGUAUUGCAUAGUAAUCUCUUGUUUAUACUGAGAAAAAUACCAGCAUUUGUAUUGCCAGUAUCACUGCAAUAUUGGCACCAGCCAGGCAGCCUCAAAUACUGUCUGUGCUAAUAAAAUAAAAGCCAGGUGGAAUCCCUAAGAGUAGUGUGUGAAAAAAAAAUGUAAAAAAAAAAAAAUUUUUUUUUUUUUUUUUUUUUAAAUCAAUGGGCCUAUUCCAUGGGCCUGGGCCUGGAGCUGCAGCUCCAUCAGCCCCUAUGUUAAUCCGGCCCUGUCUAUAGUAAAAAGAAUACCAUCCCCACUGUGAAGCAUGGUGGUGUCUCACUGAUGUUUUGGGGCAUUUAAGCUCUAAAGACACAGGGAAUUUGUCAAAAAUUGAUGUCAAGAUGAAUGCAGCAUGUUAUCAGAAAUACUGGCAGACAAUUGCAUUCUUCUGCACGAGGACUGCACAUGGGACGCUCUUAGACUUUCCAGCAUGACAAUGAGCACAAGGUCAAGUUGAUCCUCCAGUGGUUACAGCAGAAAAAGGUGAAGGUACUGUCUGGAUUGGCCAUCACAGUCUACUGACCUUAAUAUCAUUGAGCCAAUUUGGGGAGAUGUCAAAUGUGUGGUUCAUGCAAGACGACCAAAAACUUUGCAUGACCUGGAGGCAUUUUGCCAAGACGAAUGGGCAGCUACACCACCUGCAAGAAUUUGGGGUCACAUAGACAACUAUUACAAAAGACUGCACACUGUCAUUGAUGACAAAAGGGGCAAUACAUAAUAAUAAGAAAUAAGGGUAUGCAGACUUUUGAACAGGGAUCAUUUCAUUUUUUUUCUUUGUUGACAUGUUUUGUUUUAUGAUUGUGCCAUUCUGUUAUAACCUACAGUUAAGUAUGAAUCCCAUAAGAAAUAAAAGAUGUGUUUUGCCUGCUCACUCAUGUUUUUUAAAAAUUGGUACAUUUUCAAGAAGGGUCCUCAAACUUUUGUUCCUGUAACAUUUUGUAAUUGUCUCAUUCAGGGCUCGACAAAUCCCAGGCGACUAGGAAUUUUGACCAAAAGACAAUAAAAACAUUUAGCUCUAAACCUCCAGAUGUCUGUGUCUUUUAGGGUAGAUCACACGACCCCUCUCUCAACGGAAAAGUGCAUUUGUUCCUCUCCACAUCACAUGUAAAAGACACAGAUAAUACAAUCUAAGUGUAGUAUCUUAGGUAGUGGUUGUACCAAUAUAAGUAAAAUUUGAAGUGCUCACCUUAUUUAGAGCCUUUUGGUAACUAAGUAUAUAAGCCUAGUGUUAAAGAACCACUACAGUGCCAGGAAAACAUACUCGUUUUCCUGGCACUAUAGUGCCCUGAGGGUGCCCCCACCCUCAGGGUCCCCCUCCCGCCUGGCUCUCGGGAAAAGGAAGGGGUUAAAACUUACCUUUUUUCCAGCGCCGGGCGGGGAGCUCUCCUCCUCCACUCCGCCUCCGAUCCUCCCUUUCGGCUGAAUGCGCAUGCGCAGCAGGAGCUGCGCGCGCAUUCAGCCAGUCUCAUAGGAAAGCAUUUAUAAUGCUUUCCUAUGGACGCUUGCGUGUUCUCACUGUGAUUUUCACAGUGAGAAUCACGCAAGUGCCUCUAGCGGCUGUCAAUGAGACAGCCACUAGAGGCUUUGGAAGCUGGAUUAACCCUGUUAUAAACACAGCAGUUUCUCUGAAACUGCUAUGUUUAUUAAAAAAAAGGGUUAAUCCUAGAGGGACCUGGCACCCAGACCACACCGUAUUAAGCUGAAGUGGUCUGGGUGCUUAGAGUGGUCCUUUAAGUUGUGGGGUGACACUACCCCUUCCCUGGAAUCACUUGGGCAGGAUGCAGUUGAAUAAGUAAAAAUGAAAAAUGUAUUGCCGAAAAAAGUAUUUAAAAAAUAUUUUCUAGAAAAUAAAAAACAGUAAUAACAUAUAAAAGCAAUACAAAUAUAUUGAGUGGUCUAAAUAUAGGUCCACUUAUAGCCAAAACGGAUUUUUUAUUUUCUAGAAAAUAUUUUUAAAAUACUUUUUCUGCAAUAAAUUUCUCAUUUUUACUUAUUCAACAAUUUGUAUAUAUUUCUGUUUCCUUUAUAUGUACAUCAUACAUAAAGUGUGACAUAGUGGGUAAGUGUCUUUAAACACUUUGUAGAAAAAACUCACUUACCUCACAUCUAGAUACAGUGCUGCACUCUUAAAAGCUGAAGGUUUAGAUGGUGAAAACACCUGUUAAGUCUAACGUUGUUAUUGUCUUUUGGUGAUUAUUUAUGUGUGGUGUGUUAUAAGGAGUACCCACAGAGCAGUUACAACUAUUCAAACUUACACGUUAAAACUAUAUAGCGCCACCAAUUCCACACCCUUUGUGUGUAUAUCCGACUAGGAAUUUUGUCCUGGCACCUGGGAUUUGUCUGCCUUUUCAGCAGAGGUGGUGGAGGAGAAUGCAGGAGGCUGGCCUGCUGUGGGUGAGCGGAGGAGGCCGGCGGACUGUGUGGAAUGGAGCCGAGCGGUUAGGGAGGGAGCUGUAAUCCACCUUAUGAGAUAUCAAGCUUCGUGUUAAAAACCUAACAAACAAACAAAAACCUUCUAUCAGUGAACGAUACGGGGGCUGUCUGUGCUGGUCCCUGAUUAGUUUUUGAGUGACUGCCAGUUGCACUCUUCCCUAUUUGUUACCUUGCCUGCCACCCAUCCCCACACAGUAUUAAAAAUAUAAAUAUUAGGAUAAUAAUCCAAAAUCACUAUACACACUCAGGAGGUGGUUAAGCUGCUCCCUUAUUAUGUAUAAAAAAAAUAAUAAUAGUUAACUAUUCCCUAUAGAAAUGCCAGCCACGUUCCUUCAUGUGAAUAAAGUCUUUGUGCUGAACAGAUAAUCAAUCAAUACACACAAUCAAGAGGUGGCUAAUCUGUUCCCUAAUUCAGUCUAAAGUACACACUAGUGUUAAACUACUCUCUAUAUGUUUGUCAGCUAGCCACCUUUCUUCUAAUAACUUAAGUCUUCAUGCUAUAUCAAUAAUCGAGCAUAGAUGUACACUCGAAGCACGUUUCAUCUGGCCAGUGCUGCCGAGAUCAUCAGGAAUGCCCUUAAAAAUUUAUAUAUUUUCCAAAAAUUAUAAUUUCUGAGUGUGUGUGUGUAUGUGUGUGUGUCUGUCUGUGUGUGUCUAUUUACUUGACCUGUCCAUCGAAGAUCUUAACUUUUUUCCACAUCGUGCUGGUCUCGCCUCUAUGGUUGAGAUAAUCAAUCUUGAUCAUCUCAGCCAAGCAAAUGUUUUCCCCUAGGAAUUCAUUGGUAGGCUAUUGAGCAUACACUAAUCAGCAUCUUUAUACACAUGCAUCGUUAAUGGUUAAAAAAAAAAAAGAUUGAACUGUGCGGUGCAGAGUACAAAGACUCUGACUGGGCCAGAGCUGAUGUAGGACAUUUCGUCACAGUUUCUCACUUUGACCUCUCUGUUUUCAAGGUCAAUAAAAGGACACAAAUUGUUGGCAUUUGUAGACAUCACAAAGAUCGAAAAGUAAGUCAUCAUUAAUUGGAAUUUUUGUCCUUGGAGCCAGAUUUUCUAGAAGCGGUUUUCUCAUACAAAGGUAAAGGUGAUUGGCAACUCAAGGACCUUAUGUUGACAUCUGUACACAGUGGCAUGUCAGAAAUUACAGAAACCCAGUAAACAAUGAAACUUACAAAGACAUCCCUUAAAGGGACACUCAACACUGAAAAUAAAAAUGUUUCUUAUGGCUGCAGACUUUGCAAGCCCUCCCCAUUUUCCCCUUGGAAUAAUCAGCACUUUUAUAAAAUGGAAAUAAAGGGCUACUCCACACUGAGCUGAAGUCCUUCAUAUGUGAGAAGUACUACUAAUCAGAGAAAUCAGCACUUUGAUAAUUACAUUAUAAAACACCUCCCAGACAACGCAUGCCUAUCUUCUUCCCCAGAGACUGUCCUCAGACCAGAGUCUUUAGCUGCUCCACAGACCAGAUGCAUGCGCAUAAAUGGCACAAGUUCAGAAGAUUCAAAAUGAGAAACGGGCUAUUUCCCCGUGAAGAGAUUGCAAGCCUCUUCCAGGGAAAAAAAAGGGGAGGACUUGCAAAUGUUGCAGUCAUAAGAACUGCAGCUUUUGCAAGCCCUUAUAAAAUGUAUCCACAAUUACGACAUGCGUAAAUAAAUGCACACAUGUAUUCAUUAGGGAUAUAUCUACUAAUCAGUGAUAUAUUUUUUUUUUUUCCCCAGUGUGGUAUGGUCCUUUAAAACAGGAUAUUCCUAUCAGAUAAAGCAUUUCAGCAAGCUGAAGUGCAUUAUGGAUGUGGAGUGAUCAUUUAAUGUUAAAUAUGUCACAGUAAUAACAGAUCGUGUACUAAAAAGAAAGCAUACAGAGCAUAAGAAAAACCUUUAUAUUAAAAAAAGUAAAUUACAUGACUGACCUGUGCAAAAUCGUAAUAUUUUGCAAGUGUUCAUACAAAGUGUUAAUUGUACUUUAAAUUAUACAUUUAUAUAUAGGAUGCCAUGGAGUGUGAAUUGUAGUGAAACUAAAUUGUACAAUUCAGGCCAAUAUAACAAUUUUAAAAAAAAUAUCCAACUCCACUAUAGUUACUGAUUUGGUAUAUUAGCCUAAAUAUUGCAAUUUUUGUCAGUCCUCCACAAUUCACAUUUUAAUGAAUAAACCCUCAAAUUAAUCUUUAUAUAGUCAAUGUAUGUUUUAUAUCAACUGGUCUAUUUUACUGGGAUCUUAUAAAAUAGGGUGGCCAAAUAUACAGAUCCCAAGCUGUUCGGACUUAAAGGGAUAUUAUAGUCACCAGAACAACUAUAGCUUAAUUAAGUGAUUUUGGUGUAUAUAGCUAGUCCCUGCAGGCUUUUUAAUGUAAACACCUCCGACAUUAAAGAGUCAGUGGUUUAUUGUCACAGAUUUAGAUGUAAUAAAUAUAUCUGAACUUUAUAAAUUGAAUAUUAGAUUCAUAUGACCUAUUGCACGCUGGAACUUUAUAAAGCCUACUGGUACUAAGUAGCAUUUUACUUUCAAGUUACAGUCUGCACUAUUAUUUGUUUAUAUAUAUAUAUUUUUUUUCCUGCAUAUAUGCUAUGGCAUGUUCAACCUGACGCCAACUGCUGAUCAUUAAGUAAAACUACAGUACUUUUAUAUUUAAAGCUACUUCAGCUUCUUUUUGGGUCUUUCACCUAAACACUGCUUUUUGUCACUUUGAAUAUUUACACACUGCUCCACUCUUACUUGUUUUUUCGAUAUUAAAAGGAAACUUGAUAUUCCUAUGUUUAGAACUAUAAACCCUUUUUUAAUGCACAUACUUAAAAUGGUCUACUUAUUAUAGGGGCUAAUGUUCUAAGAAUAAAAUGGGAGCAUGUCUCCUAAUAUGUGUGUUCGAGAGGGGUACCUUUAUCCAGCACCAGGCUCCCUCGGCGCUGAUGACCUCUCCUCCCCCGCCAACAUCAGCUCCCGAGUGGAGUUGAAUGCGCAUGCGUGGCAAGAGCCGCGUGCACAUUCAAACAAUCCAUGGGAAAGCAUUUCUCACGCUGAAUGGGAUUUUCGCAUCCAGUGUUGCAGAAGCACCUCUAGCAGUUAUCAGGAAGACAGCCACUAGAGACUGUCUUAAACUCUGAAACUGCUAUGUUUACAUCUGAAGGGUUAAAACCUGGGGGACCUGGCACCCAGACCACUUUAUUGAGCUGAAGUGGUCUGGGUGACUAUACAGGGAGUGCAGAAUUAUUAGGCAAGUUGUAUUUUUGAGGAUUAAUUUUAUUAUUGAACAACAACCAUGUUCUCAAUGAACCCAAAAAACUCAUUAAUAUCAAAGCUGAAUAUUUUUGGAAGUAGUUUUUAGUUUGUUUUUAGUUUUAGCUAUGUUAGGGGGAUAUCUGUGUGUGCAGGUGACUAUUACUGUGCAUAAUUAUUAGGCAACUUAACAAAAAACAAAUAUAUACCCAUUUCAAUUAUUUAUUAUUACCAGUGAAACCAAUAUAACAUCUCAACAUUCACAAAUAUACAUUUCUGACAUUCAAAACAAAACAAAAACAAAUCAGUGACCAAUAUAGCCACCUUUCUUUGCAAGGACACUCAAAAGCCUGCCAUCCAUGGAUUCUGUCAGUGUUUUGAUCUGUUCACCAUCAACAUUGCGUGCAGCAGCAACCACAGCCUCCCAGACACUGUUCAGAGAGGUGUACUGUUAUCCCUCCUUGUAAAUCUCACAUUUGAUGAUGGACCACAGGUUCUCAAUGGGAUUCAGAUCAGGUGAACAAAGAGGCCAUGUCAUUAGAUUUUCUUCUUUUAUACCCUUUCUUGCCAGCCACGCUGUGGAGUACUUGGACGCGUGUGAUGGAGCAUUGUCCUGCAUGAAAAUCAUGUUUUUCUUGAAGGAUGCAGACUUCUUCCUGUACCACGGCUUGAAGAAGGUGUCUUCCAGGAACUGGCAGUAGGACUGGGAGUUGAGCUUGACUCCAUCCUCAACCCGAAAAGGCCCCACAAGCUCAUCUUUGAUGAUACCAGCCCAAACCAGUACUCCACCUCCACCUUGCUGGCGUCUGAGUCGGACUGGAGCUCUCUGCCCUUUACCAAUCCAGCCACGGGCCCAUCCAUCUGGCCCAUCAAGACUCACUCUCAUUUCAUCAGUCCAUAAAACCUUAGAAAAAUCAGUCUUGAGAUAUUUCUUGGCCCAGUCUUGACGUUUCAGCUUGUGUGUCUUGUUCAGUGGUGGUCAUCUUUCAGCCUUUCUUACCUUGGCCAUGUCUCUGAGUAUUGCACACCUUGUGCUUUUGGGCACUCCAGUGAUGUUGCAGCUCUGAAAUAUGGCCAAACUGGUGGCAAGUGGCAUCGUGGCAGCUGCACGCUUGACUUUUCUCAGUUCAUGGGCAGUUAUUUUGCGCCUUGGUUUUUCCACACGCUUCUUGCGACCCUGUUGACUAUUUUGAAUGAAACGCUUGAUUGUUCGAUGAUCACGCUUCAGAAGCUUUGCAAUUUUAAGAGUGCUGCAUCCCUCUGCAAGAUAUCUCACUAUUUUUGACUUUUCUGAGCCUGUCAAGUCCUUCUUUUGACCCAUUUUGCCAAAGGAAAGGAAGUUGCCUAAUAAUUAUGCACACCUGAUAUAGGGUGUUGAUGUCAUUAGACCACACCCCUUCUCAUUACAGAGAUGCACAUCACCUAAUAUGCUUAAUUGGUAGUAGGCUUUCGAGCCUAUACAGCUUGGAGUAAGACAACAUGCAUAAAGAGGAUGAUGUGGUCAAAAUACUCAUUUGCCUAAUAAUUCUGCACUCCCUGUAGUGUCCCUUUAAAUAUUGUUAGAAUGUUGCAUGAUAAGAAUUACAUGAUGUGUGCCCCUAACCUGUUGGACUUUGCCCACUUAAAGGGACAUGCAUCACUUUGAGACAACUGUCUCAUCCAAAAGCUUUAGUUCUGAAUGAGACAGUUACGUCACUCUGCAGGCUGACAAAAAGAAGAUACAUAUUUUCUUCUUCUUUUUUAUGCUUUCCACACCCACUCCAGAAGGGACACUGAUCUAACCAAUCACUGUCCUCUCCCUGUGAAUGCUGGAAAAGUGCAUUUGGUAUAUGUAGCAGAGCUCCCUGUACCCCAACUGGGUACCUCCGCCAAGGACAGCUUCCUAGCUGGAACAGCCCUGAUUUGGGUGACCAACAUAUCCGAAAAUCACCCAGAUCAGUUCAGGGAAUUCAGGAAUUUCCUGAAAGUCAUAAUUUUGACCGACCGUGCACAUGAUCCUAUGCCCAAAACAGUUCCAUGAAAUCAGUGGUCAAGUUUGGUAGUCUUUUACAAGUUUCCUUGCAGGGCCCAUAGUCUGUGGGCAGAAGGUUGGCAAGCAGGCUCCUCCAGGAGCUCGUAACAAACUCACUUGGAGAGGGGAGUUUGUCACAUAUCUUCCCCCUCCAGGGGAAACUAUCCAGACCCCAGACUUCCAAUCGGUCUGGGUCUGUGAUAGUCUGGUGACCUUUCGCAAAAGGUGUAGUUGUCCAGACUGCCUCCUGCCACAAGUGCCCAUUUGUACAUCCAGUGUCCUGCGGGGAAAAAACCUGGAUGCACUUCCCCCUGGUUGGACCAAGUACGCACUGGGGAUGGAGGGCACAAUUCCCCUCUCUAGGGGUCUCAUUCUUGCCGCUGGGGAGAGGGACCAGCUGUCCCUUCUCCCUGUAACCCAUAUUGCCGCUGGGGAUAGACACUUUCCUCUCCCUGGACCUCACCCUGUGCUCGAUGAGGCCAGCUGUGCUCUUCCCUGUAGCCAGCGCUUCAGCUGGUGUGGCCUGUUUGUCGUCAGGUUCCGGAACUAAUGGGCUGGUAGGGCAGAGGCCGAUUGUCUCCACUCCAUGGAGAAUACACUGAUGCUGGGGAGCGAGACCCAUUGUUUCCACUCCCUGUAACACUCUUUGCCACUGGGGAGGAGGGGUGACACACUGCUCUCCCUGGAAUACACACUGCCGCUGGGAAGGACGACACACUCCACUCCCUGUACUGCACACUGCUGCUGGGGAGUGAGACUGGUUGUCUCCACUCACAAUAGCUUGCACUGCUGUUGGGGGAGGAAGGAUGACACACUUCUCUCCCUGUGAUGCAUACUGCCGCUGGGGAGAGAGACCGACGUCUCCUCUCCCAAUAAUAUACUCUGCCACCUGUAACACACUGCCACUGGGGAGGAGGAGUGACACACUGCUCUCCCUGGAAUACACACUGCCGCUGAGGAGGAAGGACGACACCUUCCGCUCCUUGUACUGCACACUGCUGCUGGGGAGUGAGACUGGUUGUCUCCACUCCCAAUAGCUUGCACUGCUGUUGGGGGAGGAAGGAUGACACACUUCUCUCUCUGUGAUGCAUACUGCCACUGGGAGUGAGACCAGUUGUCUCCACUUCCUGUAACACCCUUGGCUGCUGGAGAUUGAGGACGAUACUCUCCUCUCCCUGGGUUGCACACUGCCGCUGGGGAGUGAGACCUACCAUCUCCACACUCUGUAACUCACCCUGCCGCUGGGGAUGGAGGACUACACUCUCCUCUCCCUGUAACUCGGUCUGCCGCUGGGGAGAAAGACCAACCGUCUCCUCUCCCAAUAAUACACUCUGCCGCUGGGGAGGAAGGACGACAUGAUCCACUCCCUGUAGGAUACACUGCAGCUGGGGGGGGAAGGACGACACGCUUCUCUCCCUGGGAUGCACUCUGCUGCUGAGGAACAAGACUGGGUGUCUGUUCCCUGGACCUCACACGGCCAUUGGGGAGUAGGACUGACUGUCCCUACUCCCGGUAACUCCGACUGUAGUUGGGGAGCUGGGCCGGCUGCCCAGCAUCCCUGUAGGGCCGGUGGAGAGACCUCGGUCCCAUCUCCACCUGCCAACUAGGGGUCUUCCCAGGACCAGUCUAUAAGGUCCCCUGUUUCUGGAGCUGGUAGUGAAACAGGGGUACAGCAGCCAUGUCUCCCCACCUGGCGUGUGGAAAGUCUGGGUCAGCCACCCAGCUUUCCUGCUCUGCUUCAACGUUCUGUGGCUGAACCAAGUCUAACAGUUAUACAUAGACUAUUUCCAGUUCCCACUCCAUGGCAACUAGACGGCAGACUUCUUGUCCCAGCCCAACAGGCCCGGGCCACUGUAGUUCUCCAGCUGAACGCCCUCUGCCAUCCAAGUCUCUUGCUGGACUGUGCACCACCAUAACGCCCGGUAUGAGUUGUCCAGGAUCAGUUCCCUCUCUCCUAGGAACUCAAGGUGCUUUACCCACUCCGUCAGGGGUUGUUCCCCCAGAAGUGCCAUCCGCCCUGCCACUUGUUUCCACAAGCGGUGCGCUAUACCAGGAAGGCUCUCCUUCCAUUGAAACUUACUCCAGGGCAUCGAACCAUAGUUCUUUCUGGGCUGCAUGCCUCAAUUCCAGGUCACUCUCCUGCUUGGAUGUGAGUGCUGCCCAGGGGCAACAUACCACAUUCUUUCGAAGUCCUUGCCCAUUCUUCCUCUUUAGUAGUGCUGGUUAUCCCAAGGCUAGGAAGUAGGGAUCGACCGAUUAUUGGUCUGGCCGAUAUUAUUGGCUGAUUUUCGGUAUUUUCGGCAAUAUCGGUAUCGGCCAAUUUAGAUACUGGUAUUGCCGAUAAUAUAUAACAGGACCGCAGGGCCCAUUACAAGCCCGGCGGUCCUGUGGGGGCCAGCAGCAAGCGCUGACUUACCUUGCAUUCAGCUCCCUGUGUAAAUCUCGCGAGACCCGCGGCCACAGGGCAUUGCCACGGGUUACCAUGGCAACGCUCCACGCGGCACUAAGAGCCGCGAGAUUUACACAGGGAGCUGUAGGAGCUGCUUGCAAGGUAAGUCAGCGCUUGCUGCUGCUGAGCCACCACUGUACUUAACAAGCCACUGGACCACCAGGGAAUACUAUAUCCCCCCUUUUUUUUAUAUAUUUAAAAAAAUAUUAAAAUAAAAAAAAUGCCCCCCCAUUUUACAUCACUACACAAACACACACUACACACUACACAAACACACACACACACACACACUACACACACACUACACAAACACACACACACUGCAUUACAUACACAUUACACAAACACACUACAAACACACACACACUGCAUUACAUACACACUACACAAACACACACACCACAAACACUACAAAAACACAAACACACACACACACACACUGCAUUACAUACACACUACACAGACACACUACACAGACACACACUGCAUUACAUACACACACAAAAACACACAAACACACACUACAUUAUAUACACACUACAUUACAUACACACUACAUUACAUACACACACACACACUGCAUUACACACACACAUAUACACUCUACACAAACACACACACACACUGCAUUACAUACACACAAAAACACACUACACAGACUGCAUUAUAUACAUACACUACAUAAACACACUACAUUAUAUACACACUACACACACUACAUUCACUAUACACACACUACCCAAACACACACUCUGCAUUCACUACACACACACACACACACUACACAAACACACACAGCUCCCCUGUCUAAACACACUUCAUCCACUACAUGUGGCAAGUAUAUUUUGUGCAUUUACCUUUCGAAUUAGUUUAUUUAUUUAAAAUAGUAAUGUACAGAAUAUCGGCAAGAUAUCGGCUAUCGGACUGAAAGUUUGCAGAUUAUCGGUAUCGGCUCUAAAAAAUCAAUAUCGGUCGAUCCCUAAUCUGCAGGGGCUAAAGCCACAGGUGCAGACAUUAAACUUGUUGCAAUUCUGGCACUUACCGAAAAACUUAUGUUCCACUCCAGCUUGUCUUUUAAGACCUUCUCAAAUCUAGUGGUCCGGUGGGGGAUUCAUUGGUGGUCUCAGUGGGGAGCGUGAACUCUAGCACGCGCUCCAGGGCUAGAGUUCACUCUCGCUAGUGAUUGAAUUCCCCUGGGAAACUUGUUUGUGGAAUUGGAAGUGGACGCACACCCUGAACAAGCCCAAGUCCUAAGACCUGCAAAGUGUCUGCAGAAUAACUCCGUAUCUAGUUCCUCAAUCUGCACUGAGAUUAAAUUUAGUCAGAGCUGCAGACACCUUUGCCGCAAAAGAACGAUGGUAGUUGCAGAAAGCUGAACCCCUGUACCUGUGCCCCAGAUCCACCAGCAUAUGCAUAUAUGCAUCCAGGUACCCCCCAUGCCCCCUCCAGGUAAACAAAGUAAAACACCAAAAGCCAAGACCAAUUCUGGGAUGGCUAAUUCUUAUUUAGUCUUGGUUCUCAAGCCCUUAGGACCACUGAAACAUCCCCAUAUGCAUAGGUCCUAUUCUCGAUGACAUCCUGGGAGGCAUUCAGAAGUUAAGCAAGAUUAACAUCGUUGUCCUCCAGGAUGUCCUUCUUGAAACUAGGCGGGACCACAUGCGAUGGGUUAAUGACCGUUGGAACAUGUGGUGAAAAAACAAUUACCUGGUGGAGUGGGUGAGGUUCCAACCGGGAAAGUAUUGAAAGAUCUAGCGAGCUUCAUAGGGGAGCUACCAGAUCCCACUAGGAUAUGGGACAUUCCAAAAUAUGACAUCAUAAUUAGUGGGGGCCCACAUGAGUACUGACUGGCUAUCUAGUGCCAAGUGGUGAAACUAUUCCAUUAAAGAAAGUGACAGGUGAGGCCCUACUAGUUGCCAAGCGGCUUGAGAGGCUCUAUAUGUUGGGUCGAGGGGUUUUGUGGCCACCAAACGUUGUGGCGGGGUGUUGGCCUCUCUGAAAAUUAAAGCGUAAAAUACAAUGGGAGUGACCCGUGAGGCCCUCUCCAUGCAACCAUGCGAGGUGGCUAACUAUGCGUUGGCCCGAGGGGCGUAUACCUCCGAGUAUGAGGACAGGUGUUGGCCUCACGGGACCACUAACAAAAGGCAUAGAGGCCUGAAAACACAUAUUAAUGGCCACCUAGAACCCUAUGAGCCAGUAAAAUUCUAGUUAAAAAAAAGGUAAUGAUUUGUGAAAUGAUAUGUGGUAACAUGAUGUACCUGAGAGUGUAAAACUGAAAGUAGAUAGUACUUUUGGAGUAAUAAGGUAUGAAGUGUAACUUGAUAGAGCAUAAGGCUUCUGGAGAAAGCACGCAAAACGCUCUAACACUUCAAUUGGAAACGUGAAGUGUUCCCUAGAAUAACUGUUCGUCUGUAACAGUGCGAAAGCAUGCAAAGUGGAGCCUAAAUGUACGAAAGGAGCCAAACCAGGAUCUUCGUUCAUGAGUUUAACAAAGUCCCGAAAGCUCCCCUGUAUUAUGUAUAGAAACCCGGUGUUCGUGCUUAAAGGCCUGAAUGCCGCAGAAAGAAACAAAUUAACAUACGAACGGGUAAGUAACGAAAUAGACCCAACCCAAGAUGACCCGUGGGAUGCGACCGAGGCACGAUGGCUAGGCCUAAAGCUUGCGGUUCAGCGGACAACUUCCGGGUCAGUCUCCUUCAAGCUGGAGCAGGAAGUGGGCUGGAAAUGGUCAGUGAAAGGACAGGUAAGCUGAACAAACAGUUGUACCGGCUGCCAGAUGGCAACUUGUGAGUGACCGGAAGUUGUCACCUGCACCUCACCAGACCUAUAACGGUGUGACAGAAAUGGUAGGAGGCCCCUCUAAAUGGGAACCAAGCCCCUCCCUCAACUACAGGCCCAGCCUUAAAUAUAUAUAAUUUUUUUUACAUAUCUGAACAAUCUAUACAUAAAAUGGCUAUUUUUCACUAUUGUGUAUUUGCAAUUUUUCUAAGAUAAAAACAUGCAAUAUAAUUUUUUUAACAAAUAGAACUCUGUAGUAGGGAAAUUUUAAACACGUUUACUUUACAUUCAUUAUAUAAAGUUAAGGUACAUGAUAUGUCCUGCUUUUAUCUUUGCACAUAGGAUGAUUUUAUAAGUCUUCAUAUGGAAUGUCAUCGACAUCAUUCCUUUGACAAGAAACUGGAGGUAAGUUGUGGCUAGUCAGUGCAGGACUAGUGCAGUUCAUUUAGUAACAUAAUAAUGAGAUGUUUUAAAUGUAAACUAACAGUCAUAUUUAUAAAAGCAGAAUCUCAAGGUGAAUCUGAGACUGGUCCAUUACAGCUUAAAGAAUACCACAGUCUGAAUUUCACUUACUGCAAUAUCUGCUUAUUCACAAACAGGGAAUAGUGGUGAAUUGAAAAAGAUAUGAGCAUAGUAGAAACCUCAAAAAAUCAGAGGACAACCAAUUCAAACAUUUUAUUAUAGUUUUUAUCCAAAAAAUGUGCAAACCUUUCAAAUGCCCUACUAGUGUUAUGCUAUGCUCUUUGAUAUACUUGCUCAAGCUGUUGGGAUAUUGCAAUCAUGGUUGUAUCUUUAUGAUCAAAAAAAAUAAAUAAAGAAUAAAAAAAAAUAUGAAAACCUGAAAAGGCAUUAACCUAUUAGAGGAUAGCCCUCUAAACUGUGUACAACAAUAUGUAUAUCAAUACACAAAUUUAAAAAAGUUUAACUUACAUGAUAUUUUCUAUUUUAUAGUAAAAGUAUUUCAGUAAUCCCUGUAUAUCUUCCCAAAAGAUUAGAUUGAGAGUCAGGGCCGGUGCAAGCAUAUUUUGCCGUCCCAUUCGCGCCACCCACACAUGCAGACUAACAAACACACUGACUCAGGCAAACUAACGCACACGCGCUGAUCCAUAAACACACACUGAUCCAUGCAGAGACACACACAGAGACACAAACAGACCCAUGCAGACACAGUGGCGGAUCCGGGGGGGGGGGGGCAAAGGGGCAAUUGCCCCCCCCCCCCGAGAAAUCCGCCGGUCUCCCUCUCCCCUGCCAGGACAUGCAGGUGCUAGCCCUGCUAUGUGCCUGCGGACCGGGGAGGGAGAUCAGAGAUCUCCCUCCCCGGUCCGCAGGCACCGUGCUGGCAGCCGGCAGGGGAGGGAGAGGGAGGACCCGGGAGCUCAACCUGCAGCUCCUCCGGGUCCUCUUCUCUCGAGAUUUGGAGCGUUACCGCGGUUACCACGGCAAUGCUCCAAAUCUAGCGAGAGUGAACUCUAGCCCUGGAGUGCGGGCUAGAGUUCACGCUUCCCACUGAGACCACCAAUGAAUCCCCCACCGGACCACCAGGGAACAGGGAACACACACACACACUGCCCCCCACACACACACACACAGCCCCCCCACACACACACACACUGCCCCCCACACACACACUGCCCCACACACACACACACACUGCCCCCAUACACACACUGCCCCCCAUACACACAUACUGCCCCCCAUACACACACACUGCCCCCAUACACACACACUCUCUACACUGCCCCCAUACACACACUGCCCCUUUACACUGCUGUCCCAUACACACAUUGCAACUGUUACACACACACAUACACUGCAUCUCUGACAUACACUGCCGCCCUCACACACACACACUGCACCCCUUACACAUUGCACCACUCACACACACCACUGCUCCUAUGCCCUACUACAGCCCCAUUUCCCAGCAGACCUUAGGUAAGUUGUCAAACUGUUCUUAAACGAUUUGACUACUUACUCUGGGAGGGGGUCCCGGCACUAUUGACACCAUAACCACUACACUGAGCUGUAGUGGUUAUUGUGUCUGGAUUAUUUCUUUAAAUAACCCACAAGUGCCCCUCCCAAGAUCAGGCUCUGGAUCCGACACAGUAACCCGUGCAGAUACAGACACAGACACAGACACACACAGACAAACACACACACACACACAAACACACACAAACGGGUGCUGGAGUGAGCAAUUAAAGCGUCUUCUUGCUGCUGCCUCAAUGAUGUCUGGGAGAGGGGCCUGGCUCUUAAGGCUGUGGAUGCCGCCGGAUACAUUAAAGGAUAUAACUUCUGGGUGAAAGUAACAGCAUCCCAAUCAAGUGUCCUGACAUCUGACACCCUUUUGGAAGAAAUUGGGCAGAACAACAUUACCAUCUUAGCGGACAGUUGCUUAAGCACCAAUUCCCAAUUCAGAUACCAAGACGUCAAGAACUGUAACACCACAUUGACAUCCCCAAAGGCAGAGAACCUAGCCGGAGGAUGUCGAGCAAGACGAAUCUUCUUGAGGAGACGACACACGAAAGGAUGUCUCCUGACCGGAGCGCCACCUUUGCCCCGAUGUCCCACUAAAAUAGCUGAACAGAACAAAUUGAUGGUGCGAUAUGCCUUCCCUGACUCAAACAUGCCAGUAAGGAACCCCAAAUCAUAUGUAAAUCCAAAGAUAUGGGAUCCAUCGCUCAUCCCACGCACCAACCAGACCACAGUCACCACGAUGAGCGACAGGCAGAUCGAGUUCCGGUGCCCAUGUGUUGUUGAGGAGGUGGAGGAGUUGCCUGCUGAACAUCCACGAUAGUCCAAGGUCCACAGAAAGGAGCCACACCACCAGAUGUAGGAGAUCCUGUUCCACUAAACUGUGCAAGUUCCCAUCCGGAUCCAGGAGGGCAGGGACGUUCGGAAUCAAACGUGGGCAGUCGAUCGCCGUUUCCAGUAACCGAGGGUACCACGACUGUGACCUCCACAGAGGAGUGACCAAUACCAUUGAACAAUUCUGUCAGACCAGCUUCGAGAGCGUGUGAGCAAUCAAGUUGAACAGAGGGAAGGCAUAUAGCUGAGCGUCAGGCCAAGUCUGAAGGAACGCAUCCGAGUCUGGUCUUCAGCUGUAAAACUUUAGUAGCUCAGUGUUUAGCCAGGACACAAACAGAUCCACUUCAAAUGGUCCCCAACACUGCUCUAUACCUUGGAAUGCCGAUGCGUGUAAGAUCCAAUCUCCAGAGUCUCUCGAAUACUGUGAAUUCCAAUCAGCCCACGAAUUGUCCAAGCCUGGGACAUGCUCCGCUGUCAGAGACGUUGUGGUGUAGACAGAAUUGACAGAAAUCCUUUGCCAAGAUUGCCAAUACCCUCGUCAGUUCGUGCGACCGGUGUCACUAACGCCAUCGGUGAAAACUGGCGUCGGAUUCGAUCCCUACAUCUGGAACGGACCCAAAAAUGGCUCUGCUGUUCCAAGCCUCCAUUUGCACAAGCCACCAGAUCAACUAGUUUCUGGACUCGGUGUCCAACUGCAGUCUCGACUCGUAGGAGUGACCUGAUCGGAGGUAGGAGCCUUUGAGAUGUUGAAGGGCCUGAUAGCGUAGAGGCCCCGGAAAAAUAGCCUGAAUGGAAGCCACGAGUAGGCCCAGGAUCCUUGCCAACUGUCUGAGUGACAGAUCCAAAGCUCGAAGGGCUCGCCUGAGUUCCUUCUUUAUGACUUUUAUUUUGGGUUCCGGGAGAUACAGGAACUGCUGGAUAGAGUCCACCCGGAAAGCCAAGAAUUCUAUGGAUUGCGCUGGGGUCAGCACCGACCUUUCCCAAUUGAUCAGGAAACCCAAGUUCUGAAGCAAAUUGGUUGUCCAGGUCACAUGUAACUGAAGCUGAUCCCGCGACUGGGACAUGAUCAGGAUGUCGUCCAGAUAGAUAAUCAACCAAACACCCCAUGUGCGGAGGAAAGACAUUACCGGUUUCAUAACCUUGGUGAAACACCAAGGAGCUGAUGAGAGACCGAAUGGUAUACAUGUAAACUUCCAAUGUUUUCCUCGUCAGGUAAAAUGGAGAAAAUGUCUGUGUUCCAUGGUGAUUGGAACCGGGAAAUACGCGUUCCGUAAGUCCAGUUUGUUCAACCAGCCCGACGUCUGGAGAGAUAAUCGGUCCAGCACCUCAGGAGCAGUACCUGUCCUCCAGAAACUUGGCUGCGGUAUCCCCUGUUUCCCAAUCAGCUGCAGAAAUAGGGGAUCCUAUAGACUAGUCCUGGGAGGAACCUCAACUUGCAGGUGGAGAUGGCACCGAGAUCUCUCCACCGGCCCUACAGGGAUGCUGGGCAGCUGGCCCAGAUCCCCAACUACAGCUGGAGUUCCCGGGAGUAGAGACAGUCGGGAGUAGAGAAAUCUGAAUGGGUACGUAAAAAUCAGUUAAAAGAUCCAAGAUAUUAGUCCUAAUUACAUAGAACUUUCAAGAACUGAAGAAAUAAAAAAUGUAUGCUAUAAGAGUUGCAAUAGCUUUAUUGACAGAAUAUAAUUAAAAAGAGAAUAGUCCCCUGUCUUUACUGGAAAAAUGUAAAUACAUAAACAAAUAAUGGCACAAAAAUAUAGUGAGGGCCCAGCUAUAUUUGCAAUAAAAGCAAAGGUUUAUCCAACACUGUUGCAAACACCGGGAACAACAUUGAAUGAUCUAUUUAUUAGUAAUUUGAUAAACUUGCUUCCUGUGUUCUCAUUUAGAUAUGAUACAUUACAGGGCCCCAAGAAGUGAAAUGAGAGCUGGUGGUUGAUGAUGUAGAUCAACACAGAUAUAUUUACGUGCAGGCUAUAAGUCAAUAACUGCAAUUGUUGGUCCUCAUAAUUCUGCAUAUUCCCAUUGCAGUGUCAACCUCUUGCAGGCAAUCAUUUUAUUUAAUAACAAAGAACGCCACUAGGGGGCAGUGGAGGAGUCCACCACCUAGGUCUGUGUGCAUUGUAAUGCCGCUGCUCAUGGAAUAAUAUAAUAAUAAAAAAAAAAAAAAAAAGAAUGGCCCUGUCUCCGCCUGCUUGAUGCUAGCUAGACCGAGGCCUAAUUAUCUUAAACGUAAUUAUAAGCCCAUUAAUUUAGUAUUAAAAUAAUUAUCUUCUAAAGGAGUGGAACUGUGGUUAUUUGUUUUGAUAGAAUCAAGCCUUUUUAGUUGCUGUUUAGGGUUUAAUUACACUGUUAAUGUGUUUAUAUUUUCAGAUGAUCAUUAGUGUUGGUAUUAAUUGAAAACUAAAUUGUUAAGGAAUCCAUACCUGUUAUAACUAAGAGGUUAGUCCUCCAAGUGGUCUCAGAAAUCUCCACUUUGUUUAAUCCAUACAGGAAAACCAAGACACUCCAAUCACAAGGCCUGCAAGAAUACAUUCGUCUAGCUUUUCUCUGGUAAGUAUCGAAUGGAUUCAGGUUGCAAAUAUGGCAUUGCCAAUUGGAGUGGAUGGUAGUCAACAUGGUAUGGAGAUAUGUAAUAUGUUAAAUCGCCACGCAGGGGCGUACCUAGAGCAUUUGGCACCCGGGGCGGAUCCUGUGCUUGGCAACCCCUCCCCCCCCACCCAAAAAAAAAAAGAACCUGUAAAAAAUGUUAAAGGUUUUCUCUCUUUUUUUUUUUACAAUUUGUAAACUUUGCAAAACCGCUGUCAGCCCCUCCUACAAAACCCUUGUCCUGCGCCGCUCCUCCUACAAAACCUCUGUCCUGCCCCUUCUACAAUUCCUGUACUGCCCCGUCUACAAAACCCCCGCAACCCCCUUCCACAAAUCCCCUGCUUAUCCCCCCUUAUAAAGACUCCUGUCCCAAUACAAAACCCCCGCCCCCUUCUACAAAAUCCCUGCAGCCCCACACACUCAGUUACAGACAGUCAUACACUCAGUUACAGGCAGACAGUCACACACAGUCACAGGCAGACAGUCACACAUACACUUUUCCUCCGUGCGGCCAGUUUAUCAGCUGUUUGCUUGUGUGAGCUGUACUGGCCGCACGGCACCCUAACUACCAUGGGACACUGUGCGGCCACAGCUCAUACAGCCCCCUCCAGCCAGGGCCGGUGCAAGGAUUUUUGCCGCCCUAGGCAAAAGUAAAGUUUGCCGCCCCCCCCCAUGUGACAUCACAAUGCCCCACCCAUAUGAUUUGCCAUGUUAACUAAUGCCAGUGCUGCAGUGCCGCUGUGUUUACAUUAAAAGGCCUGCAGGGACAGGCUAUAGACACCAGAACCACUACAUUAAGCUGAAGUGGUUCUGGGGACUAUAUUAUUUCUUUAAUGUGAGGUAAAUUAGAGAUUAGUGCCACGAAUAAUAUACUAUAUUGUCUACUUACAACCAGAUGAGGAUGAUGAUGGGCUCUAGCUGCAGUCUGGCUCCACUGGUCUGGUACAGAACAGGCUCUCUGGAGGCGGUUUGUAACUGUGGUCACAAAAAUCAAUGUUCUGGGAGAACGGGAAGCAGCUCCAUUUUUUGGGGGUCCUUUACACAGCUCAAGGUCUGGGUCCCAGGGUCCACCUUCAUGUUUCACCAAUGAGUUUGUUCACAGGGGGUGGAGUGUGUAGGGGAUGUCCUGAUACAUGUGUAAGGAAUGCAUUGUGUGAAAUUGUGUUUGUAUGUGUAAGGGCUGCAAGGUGUGUUUCUGUGUAUGUACGGGAUGCAUUGAAUGUGUGUAAUGAAUGCAUUGUGUGUUUCUGUGUGUGUAAGGGAUGCAUUGUGUGUAACGGUUGCAUUGCUUGUGUAUAUGUGUCUGUGUGUGAUGAAUGUCAAUCUCCCCCCCCCCUCCUCCUAAUUUCUCUUUCUCCCCCCCCCCUAAUAUCUUUCUCCCCUCCCCCCACCUCAGUUGUAGCGUGGCCGAGCCCUCUAUUGGUCCACGGGUACAGGGAGCUUUUGUUUCCUGUACCCGGCCGGACUAAAAGGAACUGCACACUGAGCGCUUCCCUCCUGUGAGCCCCUCUCCUCAGGCUGCGCCCGGGCGGUGCGGUCCGCCCUCAUGGACGCACCGCCCGGGCAAAGCUGCAGCCGCCUGAGGCUCUCUACAGAGCGCUCGGGCGGUUGCAGAUGGGGGGCCGGCGCCCCCUCCCAAGGCACCCCCCCACCCUGCUGGCACCCGUGGCGGACCGCCCCCCUUCCCCCCCUUUAGUACGCCACUGUCUCCACGUAAGAUACGAGGUGUCACAAUCUGCAUAGGAGACAAGGACACCAAGGGUUAUACAACUUUAAUAUAGUUACACGUUAUAGGGGUCUGUCUUUUGUCCACCUGAUAAAUCUUCUUUGGCAUAGCCAGUUUGUCAAAGGCCUUUAUCCAUCAGAACAGCAUCCCAACCUAUCUUAGGCCUUGUACUGAAGCAAGGCACUCAUCCUCUUAUGUCCUGUAUUGGUGCCUGGUUUAUAAACCCCAUUACACUGGAUGGCAUAGUGUAACAGUGAUGGUUUUAUAAGAGCUUGGUGCGGGGAUGCUAAGCAUUGUACACCUACCAACUGUCACAGUUUUAGGUGAAAAAGACCCAUUUUAUAGCACAGAUUACUUUUUCCUACCACGAUGUUCCUCUUCUCUAGGAACUAAGACUGUUUAUGGAUGAGUACAUCACAGAGAUCCACUACAACAGAACUCUCACUAUUCACAGAGCUACACAGUAUAACAAUUCACAGCAUUGUGCAUAGUGUAUGAAUGUAUAACAGAGCUCCACAUUAAUACAAGUCACAGAGAGUAAAUUGAAUGCAUAACAGAGCUUCACGGCUGUUGUAAACAAUGUCCUUUGCUCCUCUCAUGAAUGGCAAAACUAGUAAAGCGGCUAUGAAUAGACUUCAAAGUAAAAUGAGAUUGGACACAAUGUCAAACACUAGGUAGUAAAACUAAUACAGAGUUAUAAACUUGAUGUAUUGGAUGGAUCCACAGUACGGCGUACGGGACCAAGAGGGAGUGACUACUGUGGUUUCUACCUGCCAGAAUAUAUUUACGCGCACUUUGCUCAGUGUUACACUCGUACACUUGAAUGGGACUUCCCAGGUGGCUGAAAAAUAUUGAGCUUUUUUUGCAGCCAUUGUAAAUAGGCAGCAAGACACAGACCCUUUGGAGGUUUAAUUUAAAAAAGAUCCUCAGAUGUUCAUUAAACUAAUGUCUGCAAAUAACCACAUCAUUAACCCACAAUUUUCUUUAAUUAUUUUUCGGAUAAUACAUUGUUUCUCCUCUAUGUACGCAGAGAGAAGAUAAGGUGACACAGAGUUUAAAAGCUAAUCGACGCUAUUCCAUGGAUUCAGCUAUGCCGGUAAGUUAUGAAGAGGUUGGUGGGAUGACAGGAGGGCUCUCUGAUAUUAUAGAAAAUGCACAAACACAGGUUGCGCCAGUCGAUGGAUAAAGAGAUAAAAUGAGUAAAUAUGAGUCAAAUGCAAGUAAUAUUUUUAAACUUUUCUGUCUUUUUAGCAAAAAGUCCGCACACGACUUUCUACUGAGAAGCGUCCAUUGGUAAGUAGAAUCUAAUCAUGGCAGGGCUCUCAAUGAAUGAGAUUGGGAUGAAAUUUGAAAGCUGCCUUUUAGUGUUGGUUUAUCUGUUGAACAUGAAGGUGCUGGGGGAAGAGACAGACAGGUGAUGGGACGAGAAAGGGACACACAAAGGGGCGAUAAAAUACACUUCAGGGAUAAGAUAUUCAAAAGAGUGGAUAAGAAACACGAAAAGGGGUAAUUGAAAAGGGAGACACACAGGUUAAGAUGCUUUUUUUUGUGGGGCCGGGUAGCAGCAAAAUGCAUCUUGCCCGUGUAGCCAAACAUACUUGCAUCAACCAUGUGUGUGUUGAGGAAGAAAGUUGAGUGUGUGUGGGGAAGUUUCCCUACAUAUCUCCCCCUUUUCCCCGAUCCUUCCAAAAGAUAAGCAGGAUGGGGGUCAAAUAAAAAAGGGAAAUAUUUAAUAUAGUUAGGCACCCAUUUGUAAGUUCACCAUCAACAUCUCAGGGUUUACUCACUGAACUCCAAACUGCUGUGAAUCAAGCAGAAUUGCUAAAUUCUGGUUUCAGCUGUGACUGCAGCUGAGCUGGAGAGUAUUUCUAAAUGAACUAUUUUAAAUUUCACAAUUUAAUUUUCAAUUUACUGCACUUUGGUAUUUAGCAAAUUGACCAUCAGUCUUCAUGGCUUAUCAUCCUUCUCCCCUCUCCCCUCUCAUUCCUCUCUGUUGAAAGGGACCCACCAGACCCCUUAAAUACUUUUGCUUGCUGAAGUGCAUUAGGGGUUUUCUGCAUGUCCCCCUUACUUAAUUACUAAAAAAUUCAAAUUCAAGAUUGUAACGGAUCGACGGGCACCCCGACUGGGUACCUCCAUUGAAGGAUGCUCCUAGCGCUUCCUGAGGACUCCAAGCACUGCAGCAGACACCACAACCACCGUAGACUCCUUCAGAGAGCAAAAAACAAGAGCUUAGUGAUUAUAGCAAGGGAGUAUGCAGAGCAUAGCAAUCUCUUGUAGCAGAUUCCCCCAAUAAGAGACGGCACUCCAAAUUGAGGGUGAAGUAGAACUGACUUUUAAUGACACAUACUCUGCUUUUAUGCAAUUCUCCCCUGCAAGGGAGACGCCCACAGACAAUUACACAAUACCCAAUCACACAAUGGUUACAUCCCACUCAUCUCCUCCCCUUAGCCUGAGAGGUAACCCAAUUAUCCAUACAUUUGAAAACACACUUUUUACCCAACUUUCAUAACUCUAAAACCAUACAUCCAAUAUUAAUACAAGUCACAUAUUAUUAAUCGGCACAUUCCCAAUACAAACAUACACAAAAAUCAUUCAAAUCCGUUCAGCCGUUCAGGAGAUACAUAUAAGUCACUUUUGACUGACCGCAGGCACAUUUUCAUGCCCAUAACAGUUCCAUGGAUUUGGGCUGUGCGGUCGGUCUAUUUUACACUGAGAAAAUGACUAAGUGCCAUUCGAACGAGCGUUCGAAUCUUCGAACGGGACUUAGUUUCCAGCCGCAGUGUCGAAGUAGAGUAAAACGUAUGAGUCAGCGGUGUUCGUGCAAUUGGAUAGCCGCAAACAGAUUCAUAGAUUUGGCUGCACACACCGCUGACCCCGUUCGAAUUAGUUAAAAUGGCCGCCGCCACGUGUUCGGUAUUCGAAUGGCGGCCACUUCGACAACUUCGACACUUUGACGACUUCGACAACUUCGACUGCAUCAGAAGUGCCAGUUUAAAAGUACAAAAUCCUUUCUUUGGGCCUUAAAGGGCCAGCAGCAUAAUAACAUACAAUAUGCCCAAAUACUGUAUUUAAAGGCCCAAAUCUCCCAGGGGCCAUAGUCAGCAGGCAGGAGGCGGGCAACCAGGCUUCUCUAAUGCCCAGUGGCGAGGUUGGUUUCACCACAAAGAUAAAUCAGCUUUUCUGUGAAUUGAAUUAGGAACGCCGAGUGGCCAGCAACCUGGCAGUCAGAUGGGCGUCCUUAUUCAGCAUGCUUGAAUUUUCCUUUAAGUGGAAGUGACAGAUUCCACAGGGAAGCAUUUGUUUAAUUCUUUCCUAUAGAAACAUUCUAUUUGGAGAUUAUUGCAUUCUAUUGGCGCAUUCACGUGAAUUGCUGCACAUGUGCUAAUUCUAUGCGGAGAAGAAGGGAGACUGUUAUCACUGUAUAAUAGAGACACAUGUUUAUACGCUGACACAAAUCCUAACAUUCUUACACUGUACCCUACACACCCUAACCAAAUUCACAUUGCCUUAUUCAAAAAUCCAUCCACACUUACAUCCACACUUACACAGAGUGUGUGUAUAUAAUGCAGAGUGUGUGUUUGUAUGAGUGUGUGUGUGUGUGUAUAUAAUGCAGAGUGUGUGUGUGUAUAUAAUGCAGAGUGUGUGUUUGUAUGAGUGUGUGUGUAUAUAAUGUAGAGUGUGUGUUUGUAUGAGUGUGUGUGUGUAUAUAAUUAUAAAAAUCACAGAAUUUCAUAGCCCCAAGUUUUACCCUCGACUUAUCCACGAGGCAUAGUAUAUUUCACAAUUGUUGGUCACAAAACUGCACUCGACUUAUACAUGAGAUCGACUUAUACACGAGUAUAUACGGUAAUCAGUUUAAAACAAAUGAAAUUAACAAAAAAAGGUAAAAUCUACUAAGCAGUCUUUUAUUCAGUAUGUGCAGAAAAAAUGAAAGCCUGUCAAAAGGGGAAUAUAGAAGAGUAGGACAAUCAAGUAAUACAAUCUGAAUGGGUACCUAAAAAUCAGUUAAAAGAUCCAAGAUAUUAGUCCUAAUCUCUUAGAACUGAAGGAAUAAAAAAUAUAUAAGAUUUGCAAUAGCUUUAUUGACAGAAUAUAAUUAAAAAGAGUAUAAUCCCCUGUCUUUAUUGGAAAAACAUAAAUACAUAAACAAAUAAUGGCACAAAAAUGUAGUGACUCAAUGGCCCAGCUAUAUUUGCAAUAAAAGCAAAGGUUUAUCCAACAUUGUUGCAAACACCGGGAACAACAUUUAAUUAUCUAUUUAUUGGUAAUUUGAUAAACUUGCUUCCUGUGUUCUCAUUUAGAUAUGAUACAUUACAGGGCCCCAAGAAGUGAAAUGAGAGCUGGUGGUUGAUGAUGUAGAUCAACACAGAUAUAUUUACGUGCAGGCUAUAAGUCAAUAACUGCAAUUGUUGGUCCUCAUAAUUCUGCAUAUUCCCAUCGCAGUGUCAACCUCUUGCAGGCAAUCACUUUAUUUAAUAACAAAGAACACCACUAGGGGGCAGUGGAGGAGUCCACCACCUAGGUCUGUGUGAAUUGUAAUGCCGCUGCUCAUGGAAUAAUAUAAUUUAAAAAAAAAAGAAUGGCCCUGUCUCCGCCUGCUUGAUGCUAGCUAGACCGAGGCCUAAUUGUCUUAAACGUAAUUAUAAGCCCAUUAAUUUAGUAUUAAAAUAAUUAUCUUCUAAAGGAGUGGAACUGUGGUUAUUUGUUUUGAUAGAAAUGAGCCUUUUUAGUUGCUGUUUAGGGUUUAAUUACACUGUUAAUGUGUUUAUAUUUUCAGAUGAUCAUUAGUGUUGGUAUUAAUUGAAAACUAAAUUGUUAAGGAAUCCAUACCUGUUAUAACUAAGAGGUUAGUCCUCCAAGUGGUCUCAGAAAUCUCCACUUUGUUUAAUCCAUACAGGAAAACCAAGACACUCCAAUCACAAGGCCUGCAAGAAUACAUUCGUCUAGCUUUUCUCUGGUAAGUAUCGAAUGGAUUCAGGUUGCAAAUAUGGCAUUGCCAAUUGGAGUGGAUGGUAGUCAACAUGGUAUGGAGAUAUGUAAUAUGUUAAAUCGCCACGCAGGGGCGUACCUAGAGCAUUUGGCACCCGGGGCGGAUCCUGUGCUUGGCAACCCCUCCCCCCCCACCCAAAAAAAAAAAGAACCUGUAAAAAAUGUUAAAGGUUUUCUCUCUUUUUUUUUUUACAAUUUGUAAACUUUGCAAAACCGCUGUCAGCCCCUCCUACAAAACCCUUGUCCUGCGCCGCUCCUCCUACAAAACCUCUGUCCUGCCCCUUCUACAAUUCCUGUACUGCCCCGUCUACAAAACCCCCGCAACCCCCUUCCACAAAUCCCCUGCUUAUCCCCCCUUAUAAAGACUCCUGUCCUAAUACAAAACCCCCGCCCCCUUCUACAAAAUCCCUGCAGCCCCACACACUCAGUUACAGACAGUCACACACAGUCAGACACAGGCAGACAGUCACACACAGUCACAGACAGACAGUCACACAUACACUUUUCCUCCGUGCGGCCAGUUUAUCAGCUGUUUGCUUGUGUGAGCUGUACUGGCCGCACGGCACCCUAACUACCAUGGGCACUGUGCGGCCACAGCUCACACAGCCCCCUCCAGCCAGGGCCGGUGCAAGGAUUUUUGCCGCCCUAGGCAAAAGUAAAGUUUGCCGCCCCCCCCCAUGUGACAUCACAAUGCCCCACCCAUAUGAUUUGCCAUGUUAACUAAUGCCAGUGCUGCAGUGCCGCCGUGUUUACAUUAAAAGGCCUGCAGGGACAGGCUAUAGACACCAGAACCACUACAUUAAGCUGAAGUGGUUCUGGGGACUAUAGUGUUUCUUUAAUGUGAGGUAAAUUAGAGAUUAGUGCCACGAAUAAUAUACUAGAUUGCCUACUUACAACCAGAUGAGGAUGAUGAUGGGCUCUAGCUGCAGUCUGGCUCCACUGGUCUGGUGCAGAACAGGCUCUCUGGAGACGGUUUGUAACUGUGGUCACAAAAAUCAAUGUUCUGGGAGAACGGGAAGCAGCUCCAUAUUUUGGGGGUCCUUUACACAGCUCAUGGUCUGGGUCCCAGGGUCCACCUUCAUGUUCCACCAAUGAGUUUGUUCACAGGGGGUGGAGUGUGUAGGGGAUGUCCUGAUAUGUGUGUAAGGAAUGCAUUGUGUGAACUUGUGUUUGUAUGUGCAAGGGCUGCAAGGUGUGUUUCUGUGUAUGUACGGGAUGCAUUGAAUGUGUGUAAUGAAUGCAUUGUGUGUUUCUGUGUGUGUAAGGGAUGCAUUGUGUGUAACGGUUGCAUUGCUUGUGUAUGUGUGUCUGUGUGUGAUGAAUGUCAUUCUCCCCCCCCCCUAAUAUCUUUCUCCCCUCCCCCCACCUCAGUUGUAGCGUGGCCGAGCCCUCUAUUGGUCCCCGGGUACAGGGAGCUUUUGUUUCCUGUACCCGGCCGGACUAAAAGGAACUGCACACUGAGCGCUUCCCUCCUGUGAGCCCCUCUCCUCAGCCUGCGCCCGGGCGGUGCGGUCCGCCCUCAUGGACGCACCGCCUGGGCAAAGCUGCAGCCGCCUGAGGCUCUCUACAGAGCGCUCGGGCGGUUGCAGAUGGGUGGCCGGCGCCCCCUCCCAAGGCACCCCCCCACCCUGCUGGCACCCGUGGAGGACCGCCCCCCCUUAGUACGCCACUGUCUCCACGUAAGAUACGAGGUGUCACAAUCUGCAUAGGAGACAAGGACACCAAGGGUUAUACAACUUUAAUAUAGUUACACGUUAUAGGGGUCUGUCCUUUGUCCACCUGAUAAAUCUUCUUUGGCAUAGCCAGUUUGUCAAAGGCCUUUAUCCAUCAGAACAGCAUCCCAACCUAUCUUAGGCCUUGUACUGAAGCAAGGCACUCAUCCUCUUAUGUCCUGUAUUGGUGCCUGGUUUAUAAACCCCAUUACACUGGAUGGCAUAGUGUAACAGUGAUGGUUUCAUAAGAGCUUGGUGCGGGGAUGCUAAGCAUUGUACACCUACCAACUGUCACAGUUUUAGGUGAAAAAGACCCAUUUUAUAGCACAGAUUACUUUUUCCUACCACGAUGUUUCUCUUCUCUAGGAACUAAGACUGUUUAUGGAUGAGUACAUCACAGAGAUCCACUACAACAGAACUCUCACUAGUCACAGAGCUACACAGUAUAACAAUUCACAGCAUUGUGCAUAGUGUAUGAAUGUAUCACAGAGAGUAAAUUGAAUGCAUAACAGAGCUUCACAGCUGUUGUAAACAAUGUCCUUUGCUCCUCUCAUGAAUGGCAAAACUAAUAAAGCGGCUAUGAAUAGACUUCAAAGUAAAAUGAGAUUGUGUGAUGGUCACCUUUCUAGCCAAACCCCUUAAAACACAGUUAUUCAUACUUUAUACAUUAUUUGAAAUAUUAAAAGGACACAAUGUAAAACACUAGGUAGUAAAACUAAUACAGAGUUAUAAACUUGAUGUAUUGGAUGGAUCCACAGUACGGCGUACGGGACCAAGAGGGAGUGACUACUGUGGUUUCUACCUGCCAGAAUAUAUUUACGCGCACUUUGCUCAGUGUUACACUCGUACACUUGAAUGGGACUUCCCAGGUGGCUGAAAAAUAUUGAGCUUUUUUUGCAGCCAUUGUAAAUAGGCAGCAAGAAACAGACCCUUUGGAGGUUUAAUUUAAAAAAGAUCCUCAGAUGUUCAUUAAACUAAUGUCUGCAAAUAGCCACAUCAUUAACCCACAAUUUUCCUUAAUUAUUUUUCGGAUAAUACAUUGUUUCUCCUCUAUGUACGUAGAGAGAAGAUAAGGUGACACAGAGUUUAAAAGCUAAUCGACGCUAUUCCAUGGAUUCAGCUAUGCCGGUAAGUUAUGAAGAGGUUGGUGGGAUGACAGGAGGUCUUUCUGAUAUUAUAGAAAAUGCACAAACACAGGUUGUGCCAGUCGAUGGAUAAAGAGAUAAAAUGAGUAAAUAUGAGUCAAAUGCAAGUAAUAUUUUUAAACUUUUCUGUCUUUUUAGCAAAAAGUCCGCACACGGCUUUCUACUGAGAAGCGUCCAUUGGUAAGUAGAAUCUAAUCAUGGCAGGGCUCUCAAUGAAUGAGAUUGGGAUGAAAUUUGAAAGCUGCCUUUUAGUGUUGGUUUAUCUGUUGAACAUGAAGGUGCUGGGGGAAGAGACAGACAGGCGAUGGGACGAGAAAGGGACACACAAAGGGGCGAAAAAAUACACUUCAGGGAUAAGAUAUUCAAAAGAGUGGAUAAGAAACACAAAAAGGGGUAAUUGAAAAGGGAGAUACACAGGGCGGGGUAGCAGCAAAAUGCAUCUUGCCCGUGUAGGCAAAAAUACUUGCAUCAACCAUGUGUGUGCUGAGGAAGAAAGUUGAGUGUGUGUGGGGAAGUUCCCCUACAUAUCUCCACUUUUUCCCGAUCCUUCCAACAGGUAAGCAGGAUGGGGGUCAAAUAAAAAAGGGAAAUAUUUAAUAUGUUUUGGCACCCAUUUGUAAGUUCACCUUCAUUAUCUCAGGGUUUACUCACUAAACUCCAAACUGCUGUGAAUCAAGCAGAAUUGCUAAAUUCUGGUUUCAGCUGUGACUGCAGCUGAGCUGGAGAGUAUUUCUAAAUGAACUAUUUUAAAUUUCACAAUUUAAUUUUUCAAUUUACUGCACUUUGGUAUUUAGCGAAUUGACCAUCAGUCUUCAUGGCUGAUCAUCCUUCUCCCCCAUCAGACCGCUUAAAUACUUUUGCUUGCUCAAGUGCAUUAAUGGUUUACUGCAUGUCCCCCUUACUCAAUUCCUAAAAAAAUUCAAAUUCAAGAUAAAUCAGCUUUUCUGUGAAUUGCAUUAGGAACGCAGAGUGACCAGCAACAUGGCAGCCAGAUGGGCGUCAUUAUUUAUCAAGCUUGAAUAUUCCUUUAAGUGGAAGUAAGAAAUUCCAUAUUGAAACAUUUGUUUAAUUCUUUCCUACAGAAACAUUCUAUUUGGAGAUCAUUGCAAUUUAUUGGCGCAUUCACGUGAAUUGCUGUACAGGUGCUAAUUCUAUCUGGAUAUAACUGCGGCUGGUUCCCUUAUUUACCACUAUAACAUCUUAAAGCUUAGUAGGGCUAACCAUACAGAUAUCUUAGCCAUAAUUUUAUAUAUAGUUAGUUGGUGUAAGAGAUCCUCUAUUUAACAUAUAUAAAUAAUUGAGAAUACAAUAUAAAAUAAGGAUUGUCUUGGAAGCAAUAACGUUUGGUCUUUUAUUAUAUAAAAAUAUAAAUAUAGACAUAAAAUCCAUUGCAAUAAUUUUUAGCAGAGUUUAUAAGAUUAAACUAAAUGCUUGAAAAUAUCAUUAAUAGGUUAACAUACCCUCCUGAUCAAGUCAGCCUCUCUGUCAUUUUAAGAUGGAGCAGCAUCUGUCUCCAAGUCUCUCCUCUGUGUCUUAACAUUUAAAAGUACACCUAUUUAUCCCUUAGGUGUUUUCAUUUUAGGGUUACCGUAGUUCAUAUAUGAAAAAGUAACACUUCUUUUACUUUAUUCAUUUUAGGACCUCCCUUAACUUGGCAAACAUACAAGGCCAUAACUAAAGGGUGUAUAGUCAUGGAAAUUUUCCUGACUUAGUUCAAGAUAGCAUCUUAAAGUCUGAACCUUAUCUACUUAAGAUUACCACAGUAUAUUGUGUACUGAAAGAGUCAUAAAAUAGCCUUGAAGCUUGUUUAUGCAUUAUUGUGAUUGUAAUUCGUCUGGGACAAAAUGGCGCAAACAUAAUAUGCACUGUAGGUAGGUAAGAGGUUAUUGCUUAAAGAAAUAUUUAUGAAAAACAAUAUGUUUCAUUUCUAACACCUUGUCCGUUUGCACACAGUUUUAGAAAUACAACAUUUCAUCCUAAAACCUGUAAUAUUUGCAUUUGCCCAUAACACAGAGAAGGGAGACUGUCAUCAUUGUAUAAUAGAGACACAUGUGUAAACACAUUGCCAUAUAUUUAUACGCUCACACAAAUCCUAAAACUUUUACACUGUACCCUUCACACACCAUAACUACACCAUAACCAAAUUUACACUGCCUUAUUCAAAAAUCCAUCCACACUUACACGUCCUUAUACACACACACAUACUCAUACACUCACACAGUCUUGUACAAAUCCCCAUACACACACUCAUACAACUUCACGCAUGCAUUCACACAACAUUAUAGAAACAUCCAUACAGACACACACACUGCCUUAUAAAUGCAUCCAAACAGACACACAAACUGCCUUAUACAUACAUGAUGUAUGAUAAAAAAAAAAUGUAAAUCUCUUUAGUUUGGAAAAACGGCGCCUCAGUGUGGUUAUGAUAACAUUACACAAAUAUAUUCGGGGCCAGUACAAACCAUUAUCUGGAAAUCUAUUCAUAAACAGGGCUAUACAUAGGACACGACAUCACACAUUUAGGCUGGAAGAAAGGAGAUUUAAUCUAAAGCAAAGAAAGAGUAUUUUUUUACAGUAAGAGCAAUAAGGAUAUGGAAUUCUCUGCCGGAAUAGGUGAUUUUAUCAGAGUCCAUACAGGUGUUUAAACUGCAAUUGGAUAACUACAUAACAUACAGGGAUAUAAUUUCUAAUUAGUGGGGUUACAGCUGCUUGAUCCAAGGAGAUAUCUGGCUGCUGGUUUGGGGUCAAGAAGGAAUUUUUUUCUAGUUUGUUGCAAAAUUGGAAGCGCUUCAGACUGGGGGUUUUUGCCUUCUUUUGGAUCAACAGCAAAAACAUGUGUGAGGAUGGCUGAACUUGAUGGACGCAAGUCUCUUUUCAGCUAUGUAACUAUGAUACAUCUAUGCACUAAACAGCCUCAUGCAUACACACAUCUAUUCUGUCAAGUAUUUUCCCGUCAAGAUUCUGUAAGUGAAAAUGACUUACUUAAAAGGAAUCAUUCUGACACAUCUAAGCCCCCCGAUUCCUGAGAGGUCUGUCUGAAAGAAAAAGUAAAAAAUAGGAAAUGUUCAAUAUGACUGAUCUUGGUGCUUAAAGCAAAAAUCACUUUCUACCUUCAUCUAUAGUUCGAUGACUUCAUAGAAAUUAUCCAGGAAUUGUAUUUUGUAGGGGCUUGACCAAGCAAUGGGGUCUGCUUGAGGCACUCUUAUGCUGUGAAGCUUGACUGGGGAGAAGUAUAUAGUUGGAUCUAAUUCACAUAAUAUUUUUUAAACUUCUCUGUCUUUGCAGAACAAAGUCUGCACACGAUUUUCUGUGAAGAAUUACAGUAUUUUCUGGCGCAUUAGAUGACUUUUUAACCCUGGAAAAUCUUCUCCAAAGUCGGGGGUCAUCUUAUACGUCGGGUAGAGGGUCUAUAUGGCUGCCGGGGGCGCCCUGCGUCCCCAUCGCCGGCCCUUCUAAUGCUGCAGCCGUCUGAGUGCUCUAUAGAGAGCGCUCAGACGGCUGCCGCACUGCCUUUUCUCACCUCCCCUUCCCUGUGCAGAGUGGGUGGCCGAUCUCCUCUUCGUCCUGUCAGUCCGGCCGGGUACCGCGCGGUACAGGAGAUUCAGUUACCUGUUCCUGGCCGGACUGAAAGGAAGUCCGGCCGGACUGACAAGAUGAAGAGGAGCUCGGCCACCCACUCUGCACAGGGAAGGGGAGGUGAGAAGAACGUAGGGAGGAUUGGGGGGGGGGGACAUGAUGGAGGGGGGGAGUAAGAAGAAUAUAUCGCAAUUAGCCUCCUGUGUGCUAGACCAGCAGGCAUGGAUUAUAUGCCCAAACAGCCUGGCACAUACCUGGGCUUUAAAUGCUAUUUCAGAUUAUCAUUAUUUAAUGUCUUGCUGUGUAGCUCAGUCUGCUCACUGUACAUCAUGGCUAAUUUUUAUUUGGUGUGCAUUGGAAGAGGGGUAGUCUUAUACGGUGAGUAUAUCCCAAACUCUAUAUUUUAACUGGAAAAGUUGGGGGUCGUCUUAUACGCCCAGUCGUCUUAUACGCCGGAAAAUACGGUGUUCACUGGUAAGUAGACUCUAAUCAUAUCAGGGCUCUGAAAGAAUAAGGGAUGAUAUUUGCAGGCUGCCUUUGUGUUGGUUUGUCUAUUGAACUGAAGCUGUUACCCCACCCCACCUGCAUACCCCAAACUUCAUGGGAAAAAUAAAUAAAUAAAAUGUAUUUAUUUAAGAAAAUGUUAUUUAUAGAAACAAAUUUGUUGUUGCACACAUUAAUGUGCUUAAGAAUAUACAAUUCCACGUGGUGAGGUUCCUACAAGUACUAAAUUGUGUUAGCCCAGAAGCUCUGUAUCAUCAUGCAUACCCUUUUUUUACCUGUAUAUGAAGAUAUUAUGCAGCACCAUACUGGUAGUGAACAAUGGGACAUUUAAUCCUCUAUCUAUGCCAGAUCUUUAAAACAAGAAAUAUGGGGAAAAAAAGACGUAAACGACUGUACGUCAAAAAUCCUUUUUUUUUUUUCAUUUAAAAAUGGCGUAUGUUUCUAUCAUACCAACCUUUUUACGAUAUCUAGGUCAAUGAACGCUAUAGUUAAAUGAUACUUUAAUCAACAAAAGGAAACACAAUCUUAUAUUUAAAAUACAAAUUUGCAACAAGCACAUGUAAUUACACAAUAAUUCCUCCCUGCACUGCCUUGAUCCUGUUACUAGGGGUCACUAUUUGAGUCUUAUUAUUCCUGUGUGGUACACAGUCUUAGCUGGUUAACAAAAUGGUAAAAAAUCACAAAGGGCUGCACAGUAUCAUAAGACACCUCGAAUGUAUGGGUUAACGGAAUAACACACCAGGCCUGCAGCUACAACGCGCGUUUAGUGCACUCACUAGGUUUUAUUUUUCCCUUCCUUUAGUUUAUGUAUCUUUGUAUUUGGUGCAAGACAACUGGCCAAGUGGCCAUUAAACAGGGAUGUCUUGCUUGUUUAGCCUUUGUGCUAAUGGCCAAUGUAGGGAACAGCCAGUUUUGCAUCCUGUAACUUCAGUCUUGGUGUAUACUUUGUAUACUCACAGAUUUUGGACUACUUAUGAUACUGUGCAGUCUUUUGUGUUUAAAAUAAAAUAAAUAUUCCACUUACUCUGGCUUCAUUAACUGGGUUAGAACGGUACUUAUUACUCAGGAAUAGUGAGACUCAAAUAGUGACCCCUAUCGACCAAAUUGGGUUAGUGCAGAGAGGGAUUAUUUGUUGUGCAAUUGCAUAUGCUUGUUGCAAACCUGUAUUUUAAAUGUAAGAUUUGUUUAGUUGGUUCAAGUAUCAAUUGACUAUUAUCUGUUGAGAUUAUAUACAAAUGUAGAUGCAUCCAAUAAGUCCACAAGGUUAGAACAAUGUACAACAGGAAUCUUGAGUUCAAUUUAUAUGUAUAUUCCUGUGUGUUGGUUCUUUAGAUUCCUGAGGUUUCAAACAGAAAUAUAGAAGAGGAGGAGGAAAAGACUGGGUUUCAACUUAAAUGACUGAGUUCAAGAAUUCUGAUGUCAAGAAAACCAGGUAUAACCAAUAUGCUCUCUAAAUUAAGUUGCAUUUUCUUGCUUAACCCUUUCACACUGAUAAUCUAACUCUGAAAAUCAUCCUACAAGUAACAGUCUCUGAGGUUUUAUAGGCUUCAAGCAAUACACAAUUAAGUGUAAUGUGGCACUGUCACCACCCCCUUCAAAUUGAGUAUUUCUAAAAUGUUUAUGAAAUACUCACAUUGCCAUUUCACUGUAAUUCCAACUCAGUCAAAGAUAAACAUUAGGAACUACUGUACUUAGUAUUUUUUAUAUGUCUGAUAAAACUUGAACUACCAACGUCAAGUUUAGUCAUUUCCCCCAGCUGUCAUCAAUAGGGGUUGUUGUGUGAGGGCGGAAUAAGAGAUGCAGAGUGUGAGAAUGUACAUGGGGCUGCAGGGUGUUGAGAAGGGUCAUGGGGCUGCAGGGUGUAGGAAGGGGACAUGGGGCUGCAGGGUGUAGGUAGGGGACAUGGGGCUGCAGGGUGUGAAAGGCGACAUGGGGCUGCAGGGUGUAGGAAGGGGACAUGGGGCUGCAGGGUGUGAGAGGGGACAUGGGGCUGCAGGGUGUAGGAAGGGGACAUGGGGCUGCAGGGUGUGAGAGGGGACAUGGGGCUGCUGGGUGAGAGAGGGGACAUGGGGCUGCUGGGUGAGAGGUGGGGCAAGGGCUGCUGGGUGAGAGGUGGGACAGUGUCUGUGGGUGGGGGGGCAUGGGCUGCUGGGUGAGAGGUGGAGACACGGGAUACAGGAUAUGAGAGAGGCUGCUGGGUGAUAGGAAGGGCAGGGUGUGAGGGGGACAUGGGGAUGAAAGGUGAGAGGGGGCAAGGGCUGCAAGGUGAGGUGUGGGGGGGUAGGGGCUGCUGUGUGAGAGGUGAAGAGGGGGGGGUCCUGGUGGGAGUGCUGGGUGGUGGGACAGAAGCUUCUGGGUUAGAGGGGGAAAUAUAGGAUGCAUGGUAUGAGAGAGGGAGAAAGGGGAUGCAGGAUAUAAGGGGGGGCAGGGAGACAGGGAAUGCUGAGUAUAAGAGAGGGGACAUGGGGCUGCAAGCUGAGAGGGGAAGACAGGGCUGCUGGGUGGGGGAAUAUGGGCUGCUGAGUGGGAGGGAGACAGGGAGGGCUGCGCAUUGGCGGAUCCAGGAGGGGGGCAAUGGGGCAAUUGUCCCCCCCGAGAUUCCCCCUUGCCGGCUAACGCAGGGCUGGCAUUUCCCAAGUGCCAGCCCUGCAAUGUGCCUGCGGACCAGGGAGGAAGAUCAGAGAUCUCCCUCCCCGGUCCGCAGGCACCGUGCUGACAGCCGGCGGCGGAGUGAGUGAGAGAGAGGACCCGGGAGCUCAGGCUGCAGCUCCUCCGGGUCCUCCUCUCGUGAGAUUUGGAGCGUUGCCGCGGUUACCACGGCAACACUCCAAAUCUCGCGAGAGUGAACUCUAGCCCUGGAGCGCGGGCUAGACUUCACUCUCCCCACUGGACCACCAGGGAAUCACCACUGGGACCACCAGGGACGGAGAAAUGUCCCCCCUCCUCCUCAAUAAAGGUAAGAAGGGAGGGGGGACAUAUUUAUUUUAUUUAAAAAAAUUAUAAAAAAUUAUUAUUAAUUAUUAUUAAAAAGCCUCCUCCCCCCCCCCUUUACACACACUGCCCCAUUACAGGGGGGCAGUGUGUGUGUAUGGGGAUAGUGUUUGCGGGGCAGUGUGUGUAAUGGGGGGGGGGAGGGUUUUCUUUUAUAAUAAAUUUUUAAAAUAAAUAUUCUGCCCCACAAACACUGCCCCCCAUACACACACUGCCCCACAAACACUGUCCCCAUACACACACUGCCCCACAAACACUGUCCCCAUACACACACUGCCACACAUGUACACACUGCCCCACAAACACUGUCCCCAUACACACACUGUCCCCUUACACACACUGUCCCCAUACACACACUGCCCCACAUACACACACUACCCCACACACAUGUCACCCACACACUGCCCCCUACACACACUCCCCAUACACACACUGCCCCACCACUGCCCCACACUGUCCCCAUACACUGCCCCACAUAUACACACUGCCCCACAAACACUGUCCCUAUACACACACUAUCCCACAAACACUGUCCCCAUACACACACUGCCCCCAGCCUGCACACCUGCCCCACAAACACUGUCCCCAUACACACACUGCCCCCAUGCACACACACUGCCCCACAAACACUGUCCCCAUACACACACUGCCCCACAAACACACACACUGCCCCCCAUACACACACUGUCCCCAUACACACCCUGCCCCAUACAUACACACACUGUCCCCAUACACACACUGCCCCAUACAACACCCCAUACAAACACUGUCCCCAUACACACACUGCGCCACAAACACUGUCCCCUACACACACUGCGCCACAAACACUGUCCCCAUACACACACUGGUCCACAAACAUUGUCCUCAUACACACACUGCCCCCAUAUACACUGCCCCACAAACACUGUCCCCAUACACACACUGCGCCACAAACACUGUCCCCAUACACACACUGCCCCACAAACACUGUCCCCAUACACACACUGCCCCCCAUACACACACACUGCCCCAAAAACACAUACAGUGCCCCCAUACAUACACUGCCCCCUAACACACACACUACAACCCUGACAUACACUGCCGCACUCACACACUUUUACCCUUAACACACACCACUGCUCCUAUACCCUAUAUCCCAGCAGAUCCCAGGUAAGUUGUCAAACUGUUCUUAAACGGUAUGACUACUUACUCUGGGGUGGAAUCCUGGCACUACUGACACCAUAACUACUACACUGAGCUGUAGUGGUUAUUGUGCCUGGAUUAUUUAUUUAAAUAAUCUACAAGUGCCCCUCCCGAGAUCAGGCUCUGGAUCCGCCACUGGGGCUGCGUGAGAGGGGGGCAGGGGAUGCAGCGUGAGAGGAGGACAGGGGCUGCAAGGUAAGAGGGGGACAGGGAAUGCAGGGUGAGAUGGUGACAGGGGUCCCAGGGUGAGAGGAGACAGGAAUGGCAGGGUAAUAGUGGGGCAGAGGCUGCAGGGUAAUAGUGGGGCAGUGGCUACAGGGUGAGAGAAUGGCGAGGGCUGCAGGGUGAGAGGGGAAGACAGGGGCUGCAGGGUGUGAGUGGGCACAUGGGGCUUCUGGGUGAAAGGGGGGCAGGGACUGCAGGGUGUAAAAGAGGGUGGGGUAGGGACUGCUGGGUGAGGAAGGAUGACAUGGGGCAAAAAACAAAAACCUACUCACCAAUCCCUCUUCCUUACCUUGAUCCUUAAGGCAUGAGAGGGUGCUGGGGAGGAAUUAUUUUCCCUGGUGGUCCAGUGGAAGAAGUAUCUGGUCUACACCCCUUGACAGAUGUAGACCAUGUGCACAGGGCCUGGGCUGUGCAUCAGUGAGCAGGCUGGUGAGAGAGAUCUUUGAUCUCCCCACCGUACAGAGCUCCCUCUAUGGUAGGGAGGUCAGGCAGCACCAGCCCGAUGGCCAGUCCGGACCUGGGUUCAGUUAAGUAUAAAACUCACCUUAUUCAAUGCUUUCCUAUGGGGAAAAUCUGAUGCUGGAGGUCCGUGAGGACGUCCAGCGUCAGAUCACAGACCAAAAGUCCAUUACGAAUCCGGAAGCGCCCCAGUGGCCAUCUGUUAGACAGCCACAGAGGGUAGACUUAGAGCUGCAAUGUAAACAUUCUCUGGAACAGCAAUGUUUUACAUUGCAGCACUAACUGCAAAAUUGACACAGCACCCAGACCACUUCAAUUAGCUGAAGUGGUCUGGGUGCUUUCAUUGUCCUUUUAAAGAAACUGAGGGACUAAAUAAAAGAGACUGAUGAAAACCUCAUCAUUAAUCCAUCUUAUGUUAGACUUAAGACUUAAGUCUAUUAGCAUCAUCCUGCACCUCCAAAAAGGAGUCAUGAUGGUUAAAGGCCAAGAGAUCUCACUUCUGAGGCAGGUGUUGAGUCUGUCCAUGUGUACAUAGAUACAGGACCCAAAAAAGUAUCUUUAAUCACGUAACCUUAUUAUUCAUGUUCUUUGAUUAUUAUUUCCAUUUUUAAAGCGCCAAUACGUACUACUGUAAAAUGGGUACAUAGAGAAGACAAGUAAUUUUGACAAUAAAAGUCCAGCGUAUGGAAAAAAAAAAAAAAAUCGGUGAUGUAGAUAACGAUUAAACAAGCUUACAGUCUAAAGGAAGUGGGCAAUAAUUAUACACAAGAGCAAGUGUAAGUUAUCCAGAAGAUAGGACAAGGUGUACUAACACUAUUCAAUAUACUCGUAAUAUAACAUACAGUAGAUAACAGUUGGAUUGAUUUGAGCAGAUUUUCCACAUCAGACAGUGAAGUUAGAGUGCUGUAGUGAGAGAAACUGGUUGGUUAGCAUUUGUGCUUCCCUAAGGAAGAUUGUGCAAUAAAUGGCAAAGCUGUUAAGUGUGAGCAGAAAAAGAUAAUUUUGGAAGCAGAAUUCUCUAUGGACUGUUAGAGGGUAAUCUGAAUAUGUGUAUUAUGAAGGGUCAGUGGGCUGCAGGUUUUAAAAAUGUGCCUAUGAAAACGUAAUUUUAUUGCACCUUGUGUCAGGGGGAAAUACAUGUUAUUUCUUUAAGAUGAAAGUAGCAGAAUAUGGUUAUUGAUUGGAUGUGGAGAAAGAAGAAAGGACCAAAAGAAUGCAGCGGUAAUGAAGCUGUGGAUGGUAGCACCAAUUACCUGAAGGGUGGUCAAGAGAUCAGGAUUAAGGAGAAAAAAGUUAUCCAAAGAGUUGUUGUUCCAGGAACUCAUCUGACUGGGUGAAAUUUUUUAAUUUCAUUGUUUUCUUCAUAAUUCCACAGGACAAAAGAAGAUUUGAAGAAACACCAUGUAGUUCAAUAGUUCUGCAUAAUUAGAGACACUACUUCCCAUUGCUACGGUGGAAAACUGCAAUCUGGAUAAUUGGAUAAAGCCAUUCGGAGACUGUUACUUGCCAUGAUAAAUCACUUGACGCUGAUGACUCGUGACUUGUGACUCAGAUGUCGCACUUUCUGGAUAUGAAUUUUGACCUAGGCAAACAAACAGCUGUCUGGAUUUUUCAAGGUGGCACAAUUAAUUGCACCCUCUGCUCAGUAAAGAACCAUCUCCUUAAAUAUAGUAAGCAAAAAAAGAUUGUGAGGCAGGUGACUGCAGAACCUGUAAAAGUUAGAAUAUGUUCCACUACUGCUACCUUUAACCCCUUAAGGACACAUGAUGGAAAAAUUCCACCAUGAUUCCCUUUUAUUCCAGAAGUUGUGUCCUUAAGGGGUUAAAACACAGCAGUGUUUGUAUCAUCCAGUACAACAAAGAGACCAAAGAACAAGAGAAAUUAAGCUAUAUGUGCAAAGAGUCACUAGUGUUGCCCAAAGUUUAUUCAAAGAAACAAAUGCAUAUUACAUAGUUACAUAGUUAGAUAGAUGAAAAUAGACCUGUGUCCACCAAGUUCAGCCUUCCUCACAUAUGUUUUUGCUGUUGAUCCAAAAGAAGGCAAAAACCUAGUCUGAAGCACUUUUCAUUUUGCAACAAACUAGGACAAAAUUUCUUCUUGACCCCAAAAUGGCAGUCAGAUAUCUCCUUGUAUCAAGCAGCUAUUACCCCACUAAUUAGAAAUUAUAUCCCUGUAUGUUAUGUUUUUGCAAAUAUUUAUCCAAUUGCUGUUUAUUACCUAUAGUGUUUUUAGGCACAUGGCCUUUCUCAGUGUGCAAUGCCCCCAAUGUGUUCAAAGUGACUUACUAGAUUAAAUAAGACCACCACCUGCCAAAACAACCAUUCCCACACCCACCCUCAUGGAGACCCAAGCUUGAAGACUCCACCCCCAAACCGUAUAUCCAGCAGUACACUGCCACGUGCAAGGAUAAUAUGCUUUAAAGAUUGACAUAGCUAAGAAGUAAGUGAUCAUGCACAACAAUGUGAUAUGUUUGGCAAAGGUGGGAGGCUUUCAGAAAAUAGUUUGUUUGCUUUAAAGGAGCACUAUAGGGUUAGGAACACAAAUGUAUAUUUCUGACCCUAUAGUGUUAAAACCACCAUCUAGCCCCGCUGGCCAUCUCUUGCCUCCCUAAAUAUAGUAAAAUCUUACUUGUAUUCAAGCCUGAAGCUGCUGGCUCUGCCCCUGUUUGCCUUCGGAAUAGCUGUCUGCUGACAUCAUCAUAAGUGUUCUGAGCCAAUCACAAUGCUUCCCCAUAGGAUUGGCUGAGACUGUGAAGGAGGCAGAUCAGGGGCAGAACCACUACAAGUCAAACACAGCCCUGGCCAAUCAGCAUCUCCUCAUUGAACUGAAUCAAUGAAUCUCUUUGAGGAAAGUUCAGUUUCUGCAUGCAGAGGGAGGAGAUGCUGAUAUGUUGUGAUGCACACUAGGCAAGACUGAGAUAGGGUGCAGCUCUAGUAGCCAUCUGAGGAGUAGCCAGUGAAGUUAUCCCUAGGCUGUAAUGUAAACACUGCAAAAAGCCUGAAGGUUAUGAUUUUACUCACCAGAACAAAUGCAAUAAGCUGUAGUUGUUCUGGUGACUAUAGUGUACCUUUAAUUAUUUUGCUGCUAAGACAGUACUUGUGCCAUGCUAGGCACUACCUAGAUCGACAAAGAAAAUCCAGUCCUUUCUACACCCUGCUACUACAAACCAUUUGGUUCAUAAAACUGUGAUCAAGACCAUGUAUAACCUUAUGGCAGCUGUGGUAUAAAUAUUAUCAGUUUAUAGAGAACUUACUAUCUGAUGAAUAGAACAUUUCCAGGAAAUUAUGUAUCCCAUGAACUCUCCUGAAAUUAGAGUUUGUUGGAGCCUUUUCCUAGUGAUAGAGGGCUCUCCCUAAAGAGGCAGUCAUUAUAAUCAAAUCUAUAGAAAGAACAUUAGACAAAUGACCAAGUUCUACUCUUCUAAUGUUCCUCUGAUUUUCUGGACAAAGAUGACUACUUUCAAUCGAAGCUCUCUCUCUCUGUCUCUGUAACAUUGUUGAGCUGUAAUAUCUGUUACGUUUUUACAUGUUUAUUGAUGUCUGCAUUAGGAGUAGAAUAAAUGUAUGAAUUUUUUUAUAAGGGAUGUCAGAUUAGAUUUUAAUAUUUUUGGGUGACAAUAAUAUAUUACGGCGAGCCAUUAAUACAAGAAAGUUGUGUUAUUAAGUGCCAGUGAAUGUAACAAGGUUUAUUUAUAAAAUGCCAAUAUCCAUUGAAAUCUGCACUUUUUGUAAAAUUAAAGAUAGGCAACACUCCAUUCACGCAUAAAGCAUUUCAACAAGCUAAAGUACUUUAAGGGUCAGGAGUGUCCCUUUAACAAUGAGUGGAAUGAGAAGCAUACAGCACCUUUACUUUGUUCUUCCUUGGGCAAGGGCAACCCCUUCUUAUUGUAGUCUGUGUAUAUUUUUAUUUGUUAUAUAGUGCUCACUAAGAAUGCAGCUUCAAAAUGGAUGCUGUCCUGGAGGUGGGAAGGUCUGGGAGGGAGGGCCUGCUGCUGAUUGGCUGGAAUGUGUCUGCUGACUGUGAGGUACGGGGUCAAAGUUUACUCAAUGAUGAGUUCGUGGUGAACCGUUUGCGAACCGUUCGGGACAUCACCAGGAAUACAAAGCUGUAUUCUGAGCACUAUAGCUCCCUCUGCCUCCCUCCUCCCUCGCACCCCAUUGCCCCAGAUUAAAAAUCCUUUAUUACUUACCUGAUCUCAGCAUUGGGUGGCUCAUUAGACCUCCCCAUAAGAAAGCAUUAAAUCAAUGUUUUUGCUAUGUGAAAAUAGCCGACGCUGGAUGUCCUCUGGCAGACGGCCACUGGAGGCAGAUUCAGUGCUGCAAUGUAAACAUUGCUAUUUCUCUGGAACUGCAAUAUUUUACAUUGUAGCACUAACUGCAAUAGUGACCCUGUACCCGGACCACUUCAAUUAGUUGAAGUGGUCUGGGUGCCUAUAGUGUCCCUAUUAAGGAUACUUAUAAAUGAGGUGUCCACCUAGGUACUACAAGCAUUAAGAAACUGCUAGUUUUCAGUUGAUUACUUUGUAAAAGAUAAUCAUACAACAUACAGUAUAUACUCGAGUAUAACUCUAGUUUUGCAGCACAUUUUUUGUGCCUAAAAACCCCCACUCGACUUAUACUCGAGUCACUGUCUGUAUUAUGGCAACUUAGAGAGCCGCGGCCGUCAGAGCCAUGGCAACGAUCCACACGGCAACCAGACCGCGAGACUUACAGUGGAGCUGACCGGAACGGAGGAGAAGGGAGCUGACAGGAGCUGCAGGAAAGGUAAGUAAAUGCUUCCUGCUGGGCCCCCUACUUCACAGCCCAUGCCACUGGACCACCAGGGAUUAAGAUAGCCCCCCUCCCUGACCGGUUAACAAGCAGGGAGGGGGUGACAAAAAAAUAAUAAAAAAAUAAAAAUAUUAAAAUAAAAAAAAUUUAAAAUAAAAAUGCCCUCCCCCCACCCAGUUCACACACACUACACAAACACACACUCUGCAUUAUAUACACACUCUGCAUUAUAUACACAGAGUGUGUGUAUAUAAUGCAGAGUGUGUGUUUGUAUGAGUGUGUGUGUGUGUAUAUAAUGCAGUGUGUGUUUGUAUGAGUGUGUGUGUAUAUAAUGCAGUGUGUGUGUUUGUAUGAGUGUGUGUGUUUGUAUAAGUGUGUGUGUAUAUAAUGCAGUGUGUGUGUUUGUAUAAGUGUGUGUGUAUAUAAUGCAGAGUGUGUGUUUGUAUAAGUGUGUGUGUGUAUAAUUAUAAAAAUCACAGAAUUUCAUAGCCCCAAGUUUUACCCUCGACUUAUCCACGAGGCAAUAGCAUAUUUCACAAUUGUUGGUCACAAAACUGCACUCGACUUAUACAUAAGAUCGACUUAUAGACGAGUAUAUACGGUACACACCCGCAAAUGCAGGUCAUGUCUUCGAUUCCGAUAUCAUGAAUUGUAACAUCAUUGUACUACCAUGGAUAUUAUUCUAAAUAAAAAAGAAAUAAAAAAAAUAUGAAAACAAUAAAAUAA
Molecule: messenger RNA, 60230 nt
Organism: Pelobates cultripes (western spadefoot toad)
Lineage: Eukaryota; Metazoa; Chordata; Amphibia; Anura; Pelobatidae
Source: the annotation of a GenBank genome assembly